Podarcis lilfordi (Lilford's wall lizard) is the source of this 59278-nucleotide messenger RNA. NCBI's taxonomy places the organism in Eukaryota, Metazoa, Chordata, Lepidosauria, Squamata, Lacertidae. The record is from the annotation of a GenBank genome assembly.
GAGGCGGACCGGACCGGACCGCCCUCCUUGUCCCUCCCUCCUCCUCCAAGUAAUCUGGGCGCCCGACUUCUCGCAAGCGGCCGAGACGAGGCGUUUGCGCUCUUGGAGACGCGGAACCCGGGCAGCUGCUCCGCCGCGCCACCAUGGAUUCGGAUUCCGGAGAGCUGAGCGAGGGGGAGCUGGUUUCUUCAGCAGGUAAAAAAGAGAGAGAAAGAGGCCGGCACUUUUGCGGGGAAGACGGGGACGCUCUUGCCUAGCCCAGGCUGCUGCCACGAGGGAGGACCAGCGAGGAAAAGGGCAGGCAGUUGAUUUGGCGCUGGGGCGCGCGCGUGUCCUUGCCCACUUCCAAGCCACCGCAAACUGGGAAGAUCUGGGGAGGGGGUUCGGGUUAUUGCUAGAAAGAAGAGGGGCUUGGAAGCGGCACUCGUACCUUUACCCCCGGCUCUUUUGCACCCUGAAUGAAUCAUAUCCAUCACCACCGCGUUCAGUUGGACGUGGGCGGGUCUUCUGUGGAAGGUUGCAUCUCUUCAGAGUUCCUGCAUGGUCUUUGGCGGCUGGGUUGGGAGGAGGGACGUACUCUGUGCAUGCUCAGAGAGGCACGGUGUUGUUGUUAGUCGCGUGGUGACAGAGGGUUUUGAAAGGACGGGGUGGAGGCUGUGCUAACAAGAGGAUAUAUUCUGAUAUGUGAGCAACCCGUUGCCUGCAGAAUGAAUUUCUGCCGGAUAUGCAAUUAGUUGUCUCUGAUGGAACAGCAGCAAUGGGGUUCGCAUCGCUGCUGGAUCAGGCCAGAGACCCCUCCAGUCUAACGUCCUGUUCUCACAGUGGCCAACAAGAUGCCUGUGGAAAGCCCACAGGCAGGACCUGGUUUCAACAAGCUGUUUCCUCACUUGUGCUCCCCAGCAGCUGGAACCCAGAGGCAUUGCGCUUCUUUUUUAAAAAAUGUUUUUAUUAGCAAUUUCAACAUAACAGCUUAUCAAAACAUAUCAUAUUCAUUAUUUUCCCCUUUUUUCCCCACCCCCAAACCCUCCCUCCUCUCCCCCAGAGACUUCCCUCAGCUCCUCUCUCUGAUUUCUCAACACAUAUUAUUCUCUGCAUGUUAUAAAAUUAUGCAACUCCUACAUUAUCUAUCUGCCAUGCUAUCAAUCAAUAAAUUUGUGUAUGUUUAUUCAAAACCUGCCAAGGAGUCCAAUUCAUUUUGUUGUCUUUUUAAGUAAUUUGUAAAAAGUUCCCAUUCUUGUUUAAAGUCACAGUUGUCCUUAUCUCGUAGUUUGUAUGUCAAUUUAGCCAGUUCUGCAUAAUCCAUCAAUUUCUCUUGCCACUGUUCUUUUGUCGGGGGGGGGGGGGUUCCUCAUUCUUCUUCCAUCCUUGUGCUAUCAAGACUCUUGCCACUGUUGUUGCAUACAUAAAUAAAUUCUUUAUUUUCCUUGGCAGGUCUUGUCCUACAAUCCCUAACAAAAAUGCUUCUGGUUUUUUAACAAAUGUCAUUUUAAACAUUUUCUUCAGUUCAUUAUAUAUCGUUUCCCAAUUUUUUAAAACUUCUUUACCUUCCUACCACAUAUGAUAAAAAGUCCCUUCUGCAGAGGCAUAGCGCUUCUAACAAUGGAGGGGGAACAUAGCCUUCAUGACCGUAGCAGCACCUUCUCUUCCAUGACGUGUUUGUUCCCCUUUUAAAGCCAUUCAGGUCGGUGACCAUCACUGCAUGGCAAUCUCGUAGAAUUGCACAAUUGUAGAGUUGGAAGGGACCCUGAAGAUCCUCUAGUCCAACCCCUCACAAGGAAGGAAUAUGUCCCAUCCAGCUUGGCGUUAUCAGCACCAUGCUGUAACCAGCCGAGCUAUCCAGGCUGAGCUACCUACUUUGUACCUAAUGUGGAACCCUGGAUUCAAAUCCCGACUGAGUUAUGAAGCUUAGUGGGUGAGCCUCGGCUUGUCACAAUGUCUCAGCCUGGCCUACUUUGCAGGGCUGUUGUGAUGUGGAAAAUGUGUGCUGCCCUGGACUGUUUGGAAGGAAGAUGGGUGGUAGUGGGAGUUUUUAAAAAACAAAACAAAACAAAACACCACAAAUAUGUUCCCUGGCUGGAAGUUGCUGCUUCGUGUUGUACCUCACAACUUAGGCACAAGCAACAAAGGGAGAAGAAGCCUUAAAUGGACUCAGACCAUUGUUCCAGCUAGCUGAGUAUUGUCUUGCACUGACCGGCAUCAGGCAAGGAGGCAUCCGAAACAUCUGCUCUAUCUCUGAGCAGUGUCAGCAUUUGUUUGAGAGGUGCCUGGAAGCCCCACUUCCUGUGCCAAAGCUUUUACCUGUGCUUCCUGCCCUGCAGGGAUUGGACCAGAUGACCCAUGGGGUCCCAUCCAACUGUACAAUUCUAUGAUUCCAGGUGUGGGGGAUGUUGGCGGUUCCUUGGCAGUUUGAAAGAGACUCCCUCCAACCGCCUGCUUUCAUGUAACCUGUUCUGAAUCUGACCACUUAGGCAGCUGCGGAACCUACAGUCCUUCAGAUCUCACUGGACUGCAGCUUCCCUCAUACCUGAGCCUUACUGGCUGUGGCUGAUGACCUUUGGAGUCCUGUAACACCUGGAGAGCCGCAAAUUAGCCUUCCUUGCCCUCAAAACCUCUCCAUGCUUCCUCCAUGAUUUGGGUGCCUUGCAGCCUGACUGAGGUAGUCUUCCCCCACUCCCAGUUGGUCAUGUGGAUCAUCCAGGUGCCAGUGUGGUGUAGUGGUUAGAGGGCUAGACUAGGACCUGGCAGACUAGGGUUCGAAUCCCCCCUCUGCCACAAAGCUCAGUCAAAUCUGUGUCCAGGGCAGCUGUUUACCAGCUCCAUCUGGUAUGUAGGCUGAGACCCUAUCUGCCUGCGGACUGUCUCACCAGAGUGGUGCAUGCUCUGGUUAUCUCCUGUUUGGACUACUGCAAUGCCCUCUACGUGGGACUACCUUUGAAGGUGACCCGGAAACUACAACUAAUCUAGAAUGCGGCAGCUAGGCUGGUGACUGGGAGUGGCCGCCGAGACCAUAUAACACCGGUUUUGAAAGACCUACAUUGGCUCCCAGUACGUUUCCGAGCACAAUUCAAAGUGUUGGUGCUGACCUUUAAAGCCCUAAAUGGCCUCGGUCCAGUAUACCUGAAGGAGCGUCUCCACCUCCAUUGUUCUGCCCAGACACUGAGGUCCAGCUGCGAGGACCUUCUGGUGGUUCCCUCACUGCGAGAAGCCAAGUUACAGGGAACCAGGCAGACGGCCUUCUCGGUAGUGGUGCCCUCCCUGUGGAACGCCCUCCCACCAGAUGUCAAAGAGAACAACAACUUCCAGACUUUUAGAAGACAUCUGAAGGCAGCCCUGUUUAGGGAAGCUUUUAAUGUUUGAUGUAUUAUAGUAUUUUAAAUUUUUUGGAAGCUGCCCAGAGUGGCUGGGGAAGCCCAGCUAGAUGGGCGGGGUAUAAAUAAUAAAUUAUUAUUAUUAUUAUUAUUAUUAUUAUUACCUCGCAGGGUUGUUGUGGGGAUUAAAUGAGGAGGGCAAGAUAACUAUGUACACCACCUCCAACUCCUUGGAGAAAAAAGGCGGGAUAGAAAUGUAAUAAUAAACAUGUCAGAUUUAGAAAGCUGCCUUUCUAGAGAGUCAGACCAUUGGUCCAUCUAGCUAGUGCUGCCUGCACUGGCUGGCAGUGGCCCUUCAGGGUUUCAGAUGGAGGUCUGUCCCAGGCCCACCUGAAGAUGCCAGGAAUGGAAUCUGAGACGUUAUGCAUGCAAAGCUGAUGUUGCCACUCAGCUAUGGCCUUGUGGCAGUGCUAGAAACUCAGAUAUAGAAGCUAGGUGUCAAAUGGCUCCUUAAACCAGGGUUGCAGUCACCAACAUGGAAUGUCUAGUUGCCAUUUUGGGGCCAGGCAGCCCAAAAGCCGUGUUUUUCAAUACAACUUUUUUUGUUUCUGAAAUUCAGUCUGAUUGGGCAUAUAAAAUAUAAUGGGUGGAAUUCUACAGAAUGUGUUGCCAGUGUGUGAAAACAGUCAGGGUUCCAAGGAUUCCCACCCACCACCACCACAUGAUCUCCACCAUCAUGUCAGACGCCGCCAUCCCAGCACCCGGGCAUCUUCACUUGGUUGCAAGCAGGGGCAUUUGGUGAAUUUUGAAUGCUGAGGACAAUAAAGGAAUAAAGCAAGGUGUAAGUCAGCCAAGGUGGGGAGGCAGGCGGCACUGUGGGUUAAACCACGGAGCCUAGGACUUGCCGAUCAGAAGGUCGGAGGUUCGAAUCCCUGCGAUGGGGUGAGCUUCCGUUGCUCGGUCCCUGCUCCUGCCAACCUAGCAGUUCAAAAACACGUCAAAGUGCAAGUAGAUAAAUAGGUACCACUCCAGCGGGAAGGUAAACGGCAUUUCCGUGCGCUGCUCUGGUUCACCAGAAGCAGCUUAGUCAUGUUGGCCACAUGACCCAGAAGCUGUACGCCAGCUCCCUUGGCCAGUAAAGUGAGAUGAGCGCCGCAACCCCAGAGUCGUCCACGACUGGACCUAAUGGUCAGGGGUCCCUUUACCUUUAAGUCAGCCAAGAGUUUGAAAUGAGCAAUUCUAGGCCAGACUCUAAAGGAAGGUUGCCUACUGCAAAGGCUGCUCAUAGAAUCACAGAAUUGUAAAGUUGGAAGGGACCAGGCCACUCAUCUAAUCCAACCCUCUGAAAUUUGGAGAUCUUUUGCCCCACGUGGGGCUUGAACCCACAGCCCUGAGAUCAAGUUUCUCUUGCUGUACAAACUGGGCUAUAAUGUUGGGGAUUUGGCUCAUUGGCACUGAAAGAGUGUCUCGCAGUUGGGUGUGAUGUGCAAGUGCCCUCAGAGAUGUUGUGAAGGUGGCCUGACGAAGAUUUGUGUUUAACAAGAGCAUAGCUAACUUGGGGCGGUUUUGUCUUUUACAAGGUUUCAACCAGCCUGAGUGUUGGUCCAUGAAACUACAGUGGUACCUUGGGUUACGAACUCCACAAACCUGGAAGUAGGUGUCGUGGGUUGCAAGCUUUGCCCUGGGAUAUGAAUGCAAUUCCUCUUCCGGGGCUGCGGGAGGCCUAGGUAGGGAAUGCGCACCUCGGGUUAAGAACGCUUCGGGUUAAGAACGGACUUCCGGAAUGAAUUAAGUUCGUAACCCGAGGUACCACUGUAUAAGAGACAGCCAGUGCAGAUCUUUCGAUGCUGGUGCAGAACUGGGUACCCUGCUAAGCACCCUAGCAGAUGCAUUUUGCGAAAGCUGCAGCUUCCAAACCAGGUGCAAGGAUAGCCCCCGCCACAGCAUAUUGCAGUAGUCUAAUUCUAAGAUUACCAAUGCACUGACCACCAUUUAAAGACCACCAUUUAGUCAACCUUUUUAUACCUACCGCCCACUAAUGCAUCUUUAUUGAUGGUAAAAUUUGCUUACCGCCCACCAGUGCUCGAUGGAAGGAGGAUUCAGCUUGUGCCGUAGAACCCCCUACCGCCCACCUAGAAUCCUGAAACUCCCACUAGUGGGCAGUAGGAACCAGGUUGACAACGCCUGAUUUAAAGGCUCUCCGUGUGCUUGCCAUUUUGUUAGAUGUUGACAGCCCAGAAUAAAACACAGGGUUAUUGACUGCAGUGGAAUCUGGUCCGGAAUCUGCAACUAGUGUGGAAGCCAGCGGCCAGGAUCCUCAAAGGAUCAGGUCACUAGCAACAUGUCACUCCUUUUGCUGGGAAAGCUUCACUGGUUGCCAACUGUAACACAAAGUUCUUGUGUUAAUUCACAAAGCCUUAAACAAUUUAGGCAAAUUGGUUCUUCAUGUUCCAUCUUCAUCACUGAGAUCAUCUGGUGGAAGACUUUUGGUGGUCCCCAAUGCCCCUGAGGUUCAGUCAUCCUUUACCAGGGUCUGAGCCUUCAGCAUGGCAAACCCUGCCCUGUGGAACUCCUUGCCAAUAGACGUUCAGCAAGAAUAAUCCCUAUUUACUUUUUAAAAAUGUAUUGUUCAGACAGGUCUUUGGAAUGUUUCUCCUUUUUUUAACCAGUGGGUUUAAUCCAGUGCAAGUCCUACUCAAAGUAGACCCAUUGAAAUUAAUGAGCAUGACUAUCUCGGGUCUAUUCAUUUCAGUGGCUCUACUCCAAGUUUGGAUACUUGUUUUUAUUGUUACUAAUGUUUUUACCAAUGUUGUUAUUGUUGUGUUAUUGUUAUGUUGCACACCACCUUGUUAUAGUUCCUACUAGUGAGGGGUGUUUAACACUGCCCAGGAAUUUGUUGAAUAUUGUGAGUUUUAAAAGGGUAGUACAAUUUGUGAGUUUUGACCCAUCACGCCAAAAUUUGGGCAAAGUCAGCCAAAACCAUGUUUUGGUCUCCAUGUUGAUUCAAAAUGGAACUCAGUACCCAGACAUCAACUAAAACAGCCAUUCCACCUCAGAACCCUUGUGCUGAGUUUGGCGAGAAUAUCUUAAGAGGAGGCCGGAACUUUGCGAAAAAUGGACAAAUUCACACCAGAGUCACAUUUGGGUCCACCAACUUGAUUCAAAAUGGCGCCCACUAUCCAAACAUUGAUAAAAUCUGCAGUUCCACCUCAGGAACUCUCAUGCUGAGUUUGGCAAUGAGAGGCAGCUGAACCUAUGCCCAAAAAAUGGGCAAAAUUGCACCAAAGUGACAUUUUGGCCCUCCAUCUCGAUUCAGUGUUGACACUUUUGGGUUAUAUGGGCCAUUGAUUUGAAUCGGUGUGCAGUUUCUCAUAUUGCAGAAAAGAAGUGUUGAAAGUUAACAACAAAACAAAAACCGACUUCUGGGACAUUUAGACUCUUUUUCUUCACCUUCAAAAGGUCUCAAAAGACUUAGGAUAAAAAGGAUGUCUUCACCUUCUUUGCCUCCUCCCUGAGAGUGAGUCUUACUCACCAUAGGUGACCAAAGAAGGGACUCUUUACACUUACAUAUAAAUGUUGAGAACUCCCUUGUAGGGUAAAAAACAUCUUGCAUAUGGCACCCUAAGACACUGUCAAUUGCAAGGAUUCAGAUUUAGAAAGGCGGUUUCUUGUUAGCUAAAUAAACAUUUGCACCAAUAAAUGGACUCAUCUAAACAGCAAGAAAAAGAAAGAUGCCUUAAAUAAAUAGGAAAUAAAAGCCUGAUACUCUCUCUCUCUCUCUCUCUCUCUCAGGAUUGUAGCCUGCUAAGUCCUACUCAGAGUAUCCCCAUUGACAUGAUUGGGCCCUUGUUAGUUGUGUCCAUGAAUUUAAACAUUGGAUGCAAUCCUAAGGCUGCAAUCCUAACCCUACUUGCCUGGGAGUAAACCCCACUGAAUUCAAUAGUGGAAAUAGUUGAGAUCGCAUUAAUUGUACUCUGGUGUUUCCCUAAGCUAGAAUGGGAUAUAGCUCCCUUUGUUCAGUCUUGUGGUAAACGUCCCCAAGGAAGAACAAAUUCCACUGGUGCGAAAUCCUUUAUCGUGGGUGGUAUUCUGACUCUUCCAGCUAAUUUGGAACAGAUGAAAAGUGGGCAUGGGCUUUUUGGUGCGACGACGGAACUCUGUUUCACAGAGAAACUAUAAACCAGCUGUUUUCCAUGGAUGGAAAACAGAUAAGGUUGGAGGGGAAGCCAGCCGAUGGAGAAAUGUGUUUUUCCUCCCAGGUCAGUUCCCUGUGUAGUGAACAAAUCAAAUGAGUCACUGUUAACACAUUGGCAGUGGGAUAGAAUUUCUCAUAAAAUCUCCCUGUUGGGUCUGUCAUGGUACCUCUGCAUGCGUAGCAGGCUUUCUGACAUUUCAAAGAUGAAAAUAGGUACUCGUGACACUACAAUUUCCAUAGCAAGCAUUCAAACACAUAGACGUACACACACUGCUAUUGUACUUUAGUGUUGGCUCUGUCCCACAAUUGGGCCUUCACUCUGCCAUUACCGGCUGCCCACCGGCUGCAUAACCAAAAGCGAGUGUGUUCUUCCAGUUAAAGAUAUACUUUAUCUGAACCGCCCUGAAACCUUUGGGUAUAGGGCAGUAUAGAAAUAAAAUUAAUACUAUUACUACUACAGUAGUACCUCGGGUUACAUACGCUUCAGUUUACAUACGCUUCAGGUUACAGACUCCGCUAACCCAGAAAUUGUGCUUCAGGUUAAUAACUUUGCUUCAGGUUAAGAACUUUGCUUCAGGAUAAGAACAGAAAUCAUGCUCCGGCGGCGCGGCGGCAGCGGGAGGCCCCAUUAGCUAAAGUGGUGCUUCAGGUUAAGAACAGUUUCAGGUUAAGAAUGGACCUCCAGAACGAAUUAAGUACUUAACCUGAGGUACCACUGUACUACUACUACUACUACUACUACUAAUAAUAAUAAUAAUACUAGAGGGGGAAAUAUAUUCAUCCUUUCACACAGUCUUAUUGUUUGAACCACACAAUGAAGAUUCAGAGAGCUUUGGGGCUGGAGCCUGUAGCUGUAAAGCCCUGUCGACACUAUAGAUUUAAUGACGUAGCACCCCACUUUAAACAGUUGUGGCUUAUUGCAAAGGAUCCUGGGAACUGUGAUUGGAUAAGGGUGCUGAAGGUUGUUAGUAGACCACUUGUUCCCCUCAGAGAACUACAAUUCCUAGGGUUUCCUGGGAAGGACGACUGAAGAAGGGUGGAAGAGGUAGCUCUUUCUGAAGGGCUGAGCUCCUCACUUGCAGAGAGCUUUUCUCCCCUUCCUCCUCUUCAAAUUUCGGUCCGUCCCACACUCACUCCAUUUUUUCCUCCCAUUUUUGCCACCCACCAGCAUGGUGCCAAUGGGAGAUUGCCUCCCAAUACAACUACCAGGCACAGUUUUCCUUAGCACCUCUCUGCUUGCUACAAUCCUAUUUAAUAAUUGAUCUUUGCAUAUCUUAAAUCUUGCCUGUUAAAUGCUGGAGAACGUGGACAAGGUGCUCGGAUUGGUCAGGGCGACUGCUUGCACCCUGGACCCUUGCCCCUCUUGGCUGAUAAAAACCAGCAGGGAGGGAACAGCUGGCUGGGUCAGGGGGGGUGUUCAAUGCCUCUUUACGAGAGGGGGUGGUCCCUGCCUGUUUGAUGAAGGCAGUGGUAAAACGGUAAAACCACUCCUGGAUUCGGAAAACCUAACUAACUACCGGCCAGUUGCUAAUCUCCCUUUCCUGGGCAAGGUUCUGGAGCGAGUGGUCGCAGACCAGACCCAGGCACCUUUGGAAGAAACUGAUUUUCUGGAUCCAUUUCAGUCAGGGUUUAGGUCCGGUUUUGGCACAGAAACUGCUUUGCUCGCUGUCAGGGAACUGACAUCGGAGCUAGAGGCGGAGGGAAGGCUCUCAAAUGAUGCUGGAGAAGGGCCCAGCAGGGAGAGAGGCAGCUCAGCAGAUGGGGAAGCAAAUCAGCGCAACACCAGGGAUAAAGGGGGGCAGACGGGGGAAUCGGCGAGAGGGCUCCAGGACUCUUCACCGGACACCAGCGGGGAGAGCACGGGUCCUCCGCUACCCACGCCCUCCCUGCGCAGAAGGCUUCCGCGCAGGGAGAGUAGGAGGAGACUUAGCGUCAAACAACUUUUAUGUUGGAAAAGGUUUAAGAAACGCCCACUGACGGAUUCUGCUAGCGACUGAGGCAGCCACGAAGUGAAGGGCUGUCCAGACAGAAAGGUUUAACAAGGCAACAUAGCCAGGAGAGGCGGCAACUUACGCACGAGCAACCCAUACUCAUUACACUCGCCCUGUGUGAUGACCUCUGUCGAGAGAGAGACAAGGGAAACAUGUCCCUGUUAAUUCUCCUCGACCUCUCAGAGGCUUUCAGUACCAUCAACCAUGGUGUCCUUCUGAAGCGGCUAUCUGAACUAGGGGCGGGUGACACUGCUUUGCAGUGGUUCCAGUCCUACUUGGAUGGUGGUUCCCAGAGGGUGUUGCUUGGGGAAUGCCUUUCAGCCCCAUCAGACCUUCAAUGUGGGGUUCCACAGGGCUUGAUCCUAUCCCCCACGUUGCUUAACAUCUACAUGAAAGCAAUGGGUGGGGUUAUCCGAAGGUUCAGAGUACGUUGUCAGCAGUAUGCUGAUGUCACUCAGCUCUUUCUUCUUUGCAUCUGCAGGUGAGGCAGUGGAAGUGCUGGACCAGUGUCUUGCUUCCGUAAUGGACUGGAUGAGAGCCAACAGACUGAAACUCAAUCCAGAUAGAGGCAGUUAGUGGGUGGUUCCCUAGACCAGAUGGGUGGGAGGUUGCUUCCAUUUGAUGGGGCUACAGUUCCUCUGAAGGAGCCAGUUCGUAGCUUGGGGGUCCUCUUGGAUCCUUUGCUGUCGCGCGAGACCCAGGUGGCCUCAGUGCCCCGGAGUGCCUUCCAUCAGCUUUGGCUGGUGACCCAGCUAUGCCCCUAUCUGGACAGGAAUAGCCUAACUACUGUUGUCUAUGCUCUGGUAACCUCAAGGUUAGAUUACUGCAAUGCGUUAUACGUAGGGCUGCCUCUGAAGACGGUUUGGGAACAUCAGCUAGUACAGAAUUCAGCGGCCAGGUUGCUCACCAGAGCAAGACGGUUUGAGCAUCUUACACCGAUCCUGGUCCGACUGCACUGGCUACCAAUUAGUUUCCGGGCCCAGUUCAAAGUGCUGGUUUUGACCUAUAAGGCCUUAAAUGGCUCAGAACCACCAUACCUCAAGAACCACCUCUUUCCAUGUGAACCUAUCCUGGACCCUGAGAUCAUCCUCUGAGACCCUUCUUCAUAUGUCACCUCCUCGAGAGGUCCGGAGGGUGGCAACACAGGAACUGGGCCUUCUCUGCAAUGGCUCCCUGUCUGUGGAAUACUCUCCCUGGGGAAGUUUACCUGGCGCCUUCAUUAUACACCUUUAGGCACCAAGCAAAAUUCCUUUUUAACUAGGCCUUUGGUUGAUUUGAUUGGCAUCCUAUGCCCUUUUAAAAUGGGUGUUUUUUUUCGGGGGAGGGGGUUAUUAGGUUGGUGUUUACAUUUUGAUUAUAUAUUUUGUGGUUUUAUAUUUUGCUUUUUCCCCCAUGAACCGCCCUGAGACCUCCGGGGAUAGGGCAAUAUAUAAAUUAAAUUAAUAAUAAUAAUAAUAAUAAUAAUAAUAAUAAUAAUUUAACGUCAUGUCCGGUUUGACCCUUAAGUGUUUAUUUAGUCUGGAGCAGCACAUGUUGUUGAAUCGUUUUACUCUUCCUUCAUCGAAAUAAAAUAAAGUAAUGGUUUUGCUAACGGCUUGUUAUUCGUUUGCCACCACACAGCAGGUUUCUCUGAGAGCAGUUUUUUUACGCUGCUCUCCGCUCGCCCACGUCUUUACUAUACUCAGUACAAUACGCGGGUUUCUGGGAAUGUUUGAUUGUUAUGCUGUCAGUCACUGCUUGAAGGCAAAAACAGAAAAAAGGGACAAAAAGAUCCUUGAGAGCUGGUUUCUGUAGUAAUAGCCAGAACCACCGUGGCAGAGUCACUAGGAGGGAGGGGUUCAGGAACACAGGUCUGGAGAGCUAAAGUGGAUUCAAGCGUUAUGUCAUCAAAUCUGAGCAAUAAAACUUUUUGUGGUUUGGAAAGUGGCAUGGAAAAUGCACCCAAAAUUGUUGGGAUGAAUGAAACGUUAAUGGGAAUUCUGUAAGCACUCUUCAAACGAGUUGGGGUGAAUGAUACUUGUCCAAGACCGGAUUCAGGUUUGAUGAGGCCCUCAACCAAUGAAGGUAAUGGGGCCCUUUAUAUGUCCAGCUGUCCUUUGUCAACAGCAAAUUGUCACUGUUUUUUGUGUUGAAUAUAUGCUAUAUGCGGGACUUGACAUCUUUCCGCAGGGCCUGCAAGACAGAGCUGUUCCGCCUGGCCUUUGGUUUGGACUCAAUCUGACCCUUAUGUUUCCCUCCCCUUAUGGUUUUGAUCUAUGGGCUACUUUUAAAAUGAAGCUGCAUUUUAAAUUGCAUUUUAACCUGUAUUUUAAAUUGGUUGUUGUUGUUGUUGUUGUUGUUGUUGUUUUACUGUAAUUUUAAUAGUGCUAGCCGCCCUGAGCCCGGCUCUGGCUAGCGAGGGCAGGGUAUAAAUAAAAUUUAUAAUUAUUAUUAUUAUUAGGUAAUUUAUGGACCUAGUAGGUAUCUAAAGCCAUUUGCACAUAACAAAUAGGAGCUUACACAACACGAAACACUGUUGCUGUAUGUAGGUUUUAUUUAUUUUUAUUUUAUUUGUUUUUUAUCUUAUAUUUUGGAACUGUACAUCCAGGAUUUUUUCCCUUUAAUUUUUUGGGGGCCCCCAAGAGAGUGGGGCCCUAAGCCAUAGCUUGUUUAGCUUAUACGUAAAUCCGGCACUGUGCUUGUCGUCCAACUGCCCUGUAAGCAGGUCAGAAAUGAAUGCUCAAGGAAGACCGGAUAUAAUCUAACUUCCACGUAAACUUUGUGCAAGCAAAUCCAGAGGAAUGCUCAAUAUGUAGGAGCCCAUAGGCUGAGAGACUGAGAGCAGCAUUCCUCUGUCAGAUGCUGGAGGCUUUUAGCCUGCGAGGUCAGAGGUGGAUUAGCCUAAGAGACUCCCGAGUGACUUGAGGAUACAAGACCCGCACGUGCAGGCUUCUCAAGGGCAUAGCUCCUUUUGUGCAUCUUAAGUCUUCUUUGGUGUCAGGCUGAAGUACAGUGGUACCUCAGGUUACAUACGCUUCAGGUUACAGACUCUGCUAACCCAGAAAUAGUGCUUCAGGUUAAGAACUUUGCUUCAGGAUGAGAACAGAAAUUGUGCUCUGGCAGCGCGGCGGCAGCAGGAGGCCCCAAUUAGCUAAAGUGGUACCUCAGGUUAAAAACAGUUUCAGGUUAAGCACGGACCUCCGGAUCGAAUUAAGUACCGUAUUUUUUGCUCUAUAAGACUCACUUUUUCCCUCCUAAAAAGUAAGGGGAAAUGUGUGUGAGUCUUACGGAGCAAAUGCAGGCUGUGCAGCUAUCCCAGAAGCCAGAACAGCAAGAGGGAUUGCUGCUUUCACUGCACAGCGAUCCCUCUUGCUGUUCUGGCUUCUGAGAAUCCAAAUAUUUUUUUUCUUGUUUUCCUCCUCCAAAAACUAGGUGCGUCUUGUGGUCUGGUGCGACUUACAGAGCGAAAAAUACGGUACUUAACCCGAGGUACCACUGUAUUCAGCCGUGCCAGAUUUCGUAAGGUUUGGGGUGUGGCAAAAAUGCCCCCUUCCCCGGAAAAUUGCAUGCACUCUGUGGAGAAGGUGGAUAAGGGAGGUCCUUUUCUCCUACAGUCAUACCUUGGUUUUCAAAAAGCUUAGUUCUCGAACAUUUUGGCUCCCGAAUGCCUGAAACCCGGAAGUGACUGUUCUGGUUUGCGAACUAUUUUUGGAAGCCGAACUUCCAACGCGGCUUCUGUGGCCUCCAAUUGAGUGCAGGAAGCUCCUGCAGCCAAUCAGAAGCCGUGCCUUGGUUUCCGAAUGUUUUCGGAAGUUGAACGGACUUCCGGAACAGAUUCCGUUUGAGAACCAAGGUAUGAUUGUACUCUCCUAAUAGGAGAACUAGGGGCGUACCAACGAAGCUGGAUAUUGGAAGAUUUGGGACAGAUAACAGAAAGGACGUCUUCACACAUUGCAUGGAAUUCACUCCCACAAAAACUAGUGAUGGCUCCCAACUCGGAUGGCUUUAAAAGAGUUUUAGGCAAAUUCAUGGGGGUUAGUGCUAUCAAUGGCUACUACCUGCAAUGGCUAUGCCGCGCUGUCAGAAUGCCUCUGAAUACCAGUUGUUGAGAAUUCCUGUUGCUUCACGUCAUGUUUGUGAGCUUCCAGGAGUCAUCAGGUUGGCUACUGUGUGAAUAGGAUGCUGGACUAGAUGGGCUGGAUCCAGCGGGGCUUUUCUGACCCAUUAAUGCCCAGAGUGGGCAAAUUUUAAGGACCUCUGGUUUUGGGAUGGCCUCUAAAAGGACUUUUCUUCUUUUCCUUCAACGAAAAGCCUUGCCACCGCUUUAUGAUGGCUAAGCCGCAUUGCGUUCCUGGCACAGGAUGCCCCUGGGAACAGGGCAGUAUCCUGACCCAGCAUUGUUUUCAAGGGCAUCCAUUAGGAAAAUGUGACUAUCCGUAUUGUGGCUCUUUAGCAGCAUCCAAGGCACAAGCGCUCUCUCUCUCUCUCUCAUUUCUUUUCAACAACAACAAAUCGCCCUUUCCCCUAAGCACUCCAUGGCAACCAAGACUCCAAAACAAAUGGCAGGACAAACCUGGCUGAGCCCACCUGCGAUUUGACUCUUCCUACCCUAGAAUUGACUCCCAGCGCUGAAAGUUACUCCUGACCAUGACAUGCCUUUCUUAUGUAAGCGCAUGAAAGAUGCGGCGCCCGCCUCUCGCUUAAUUUCCUCUUCUCUUCCCGUUCCUUCCCAGCCACCCACACUUUUACAUCGUGUCUCUCAGACUAGAAGCCAUUAUCUGAAAUUGCGCACGGCCUUGAGUGCUUUGGCAGAAAGGCAGCAUGGAUUGCAGUUUGUUCAUUUACAGAGGAGUCCAAAGCAGGGAGAUAGAUCUGUCAGUGCAAAAAUCCACAGCAUCCAAGGAGCUACAAGUGCCGCAGAACUUGCACCCAAGUCCAGCAAUUCUGCCGCACCACACAAUCCACACGCACAGCUCCCGGCAGGCCCAGUGGCCCCGCCCACCUCAGGGCAGCCAAUCAGGGACCCAAGCACACAGCACAUGCUCCAGGACGACAGCUGGAACAAAUAGGCGUGGUGCCAGCAACACCCAACCACACAGAUAUUGAAACCCCUCAUCCCCAUCAUGCAUCACUCUGUGGCCCAGAGCAAGGAGUGUGAGUUGGCCCACUCUUGGAAGCCGUGAUGCCUCUGCAGGGUCAUCCACCAAGGCGGCAGCAUGUGAAACACAAGUGGUGUAGCGUGGGUUGCUGGAGCCCGGGGCAGACAACCCGCCAAUGCCACCUAAACACCCCUGCACCUGAGCCAAGUGGGACCAAGCUGCACUGCCUGCCUGCCUGUGGGCAGGGGGGAGCCUGGCUGGCCGACGUGGCCCUUGGCAGGCAAAUCUCCCUGACGCCCAGGGAGAGGAGCAUGGGACAGGCUAUGCUGGGGUUGCCCCUCACCUGUGUCCCUCUGUCCGCACACUCUCACCUUUUGUCAGGGAAGGGUGAGGAUACUCAUGGAAGCCGGCACCUGCGUGGGGGCACCUGGUUGUGCCCCAUCAGAAGUUGUGCCCUGGGCCACAGCCCCCAUGUUCCCCCCCACUAUGCCACUACAAAACACCACUACCACAGCAGCAAAUGCAAGGGCGGCAGCUAGUCUCCCAGCUAGAUGCCUUGGCAGGUAGCUUCACCAACAGGAGUCAGUGUGGUGUAGUGGUUAAGAGCGGUGGACUCGUAAUCUGGUGAACCGGGUUCGCAUCUCCGCUCCUCCACAUGCAGCUGCUGGGUGACCUUGGGCCAGUCACACUUCUUUGAAGUCUCUCAGCCCCACUCACCUCACCGGGUGUUUGUUGUGGGGGAGGAAGGGAAAGGAGAAUGUUAGCUGCUUUGAGACUCCUUCGGGUAGUGAUAAAGCGGGAUAUCAAAUCCAAACUCUUCUUCUGAUGGAGUGGCUUGGAGACUGUGACCUCAAAAGCUCACCUUGGCUUGUGGAGUUUGCUUGCCUGAGCCUAAGGAAGCUGUUGCCCCAUAUCAAACCUCUGGAAAGGCACCCACCGCAUAAAACUGCGUCACUACAUACCCGACACUUUCGUGGGAGUGCCAGCUUCAAGGCGGCGUCUGUCUCCUGCCAGAAACACCUGGGCUCCUGCUUCUCCUAGCUCACCUGCAUCACCUGCAAUAUUUCUUGCCAGCAGCUUUGGGGGGGAUGGAUGACUUUGUACGGGAGGCUGCAUUCCAGCCAUGCAAAAGACAGCUUUUUACACACACACCUCCUCAUUCUUCUAGGCAACCAAGAGGCAUUAUUUCUGUCCCAGAACAGUUUGUGGAGCAGGAUCAGUGAGGGGUUCUGACCUGGCGGGAAUGGGCUGAGGAGAGUGCCAGGGAACAGAUAGGGAAUUCUGAACCCUCCAACAUUUCUCCAAUGAAAAUAGAGACAUGCUCUUUAAUAAUAAUAAUUCUAUUAUUUAUACCCCACCCAUCUGACUGGGUUGCCCCAGCCACUCUGGGCAGGUUCCAACAUAUAUAAAAACAUAAUAAAACAUUAAACGUUUUUUUAAAAAAACUUCCCUAUACAAGGCUGCCUUCUGAAGUCUUCCAAAGGACGUAUAAUAAUAAUAUUAUAAUAAUUUAUUAUUUAUACCCCGCCCAUCUGGCUAGGCUUCCCCAGUCACUCUGGGCGGCUUCCAACAAAAUAUUAAAAUACAGUAAUGCAUCAAACAUUAACAGCUUCCCUAAACAGGGCUGCCUUCAGAUGUCUUCUAAAAGUCUGGUAUUUGUUGUUCUCUUUGACAUCUGGUGGGAGGGCGUUCCACAGGGCGGGUGCCACUACCAAGAAGGCCCUCUGCCUGGUUCCCUGUAACUUGGCUUCUCGCAGCGAGGGAACCGCCAGAAGGCCCUCGGAGCUGGACCUCAGUGUCCGGGCAGAACAAUGGGGGAUAGUUACUUAUCUCCUUGGCUUGGGGUUCACGUAACUCCAUACCCUCCAACAGUUCUCCAAUGCAGAUAGAGACGUCCUAAGGAAAAGCGGGACAUUCCGGGAUCAAAUCAGAAACCAGGACAGCUUCUGUAAAUCUGGGACUGUUCCUGGAAGAUAGGGACAUUUGGAGAGUCUGCUAUCCCAUAUAGCUACUUUUCCCAGGGAAAGGGUGCCUGUAAGCACCCUUUUAAAAGCAAGCACUUACUGUGUAGCUUGGCUCUCCCUAAUGCAGAUUUUGCACGUGGGGGUUCUUGAUUGCAGCCCAGGAAAAUGACAGCAAAUUAUUUCAAGGGUGGAGAGCCAGGCCUGACCCCAUCCAGCUCUGCUUUCGACUGGCAUGUGUCUCUUGUUUUAAAAUUGCUUCUUGCCUCUGCUAAAGCGUGGCUAAGAGAUGCUUAGGCAACCGUUGCAUAUAUCAUGAUACGCUUUGCGUAUUUGCUAACCCGGCGACACCCACGCUGUCCCGGCAAAGUGUGAAGCGUGGUAUCUGAAAAGAGCUUACGGUUUGUGUGUGUGUGUGUGUGUGUGCGCGCGCGCACAGGCACAAGAGAGGGAGGAGAAGCCUUAUGUUACGGCGCUUCUCCUGCCCUUACGAAACCCGGUGCUCAAAUUACAAAAUUGCUGUGUAAGUCGGGGAGAGCUUGCAUGUAAUUAGCGUUUCAGCUGCAUCGCAUCUCGGAGCUGGAAUGGCUCCAUCCUGGCCCCGUGCCCUGCCACCCACCGCCGCCACCCCUUACCCACACACACACACACGGGUUUGGGAGAACUUCAGCCAAAGUCCAUGGGCAUGAAGCCUGUGACAGCCUGACAGCUGGAAGCCUAGACAGAGUCUGCACACAGCAGCAGAGUUGUCUCAACCCAUUAUCUGCCUUGUCCCAGGAUUCUGUCCAUUGUCAGCCUCAGCCUUCCGAGCAAUUUUUGUCUCUUUCCUUCUGGCACGAAAAACGGCGAUGAUGAUGACGGUGAUUAAAUUACAUGAUGGAUCAUCUCAUCUUGAUCAGAGGGCGGGGGGGGGCGAGGGGGAAGGGAAGAAAAACGUUGCCAGUAAACACAGUAUCGGAUUUAUACGUUAUUUAUUAUCAUAACUAAGGCUCUAAAGCCACGGCAUAAUUUAUUUCUUUUGUCCAGUGCUUUUUAUUAUCUAAUUUGCAAUGCCUAAGAAAUCAUUUUUCUUUAAACCGUUUAACAUGCUUUAUGACCAGCAUUCUCAUCGUCCCUUUUUUUUUUUUUUUGAAUGUGGGGGGGUUGUAAUUGAAACCAUUUUCGAAUUAUGUCUUUCUCUUACGCAGAACGGACACUUGCGGCUUUUCUUUACCGAAUUUCCCUCCCCAUGUGUAAGAAUUUCCUUUCCUGGGAUGGCGUGUCCCUCUAGAGAGCUAUGUUUAAGUUAUUGGGAUAAAUUUAAAAAGUGCUUAGUUAAAUUCCACUCGACUUUGGCAUCUUGUUUGCCAGCUGCAAAGGGUUUUUUUUUUUUUGAGGGGUGACAAUCCAGUUGGGGGUAGCUCAGUUGACAGAGCAUUCCACUCUUCAACGCAGGGUUGUGGAUUCAAGUCCCAUGUUUUGGCCAAAGAUUCCUGCAUUGCAGGGGGUUGGACUAGAUGGCCAGAAUCACUCUACAAUUCUGUGAGUCUGUGAAUCCAGCAACUCUAGUAGAGGGGUGGCGAACCCCUGUCCUUUCAACACCCAUCCUAGCUGAAAACUGGCCGUGCUGGCUGGGUCUUAAUGGGAGCUGGUGUUCAGGAACAUCGACAGAGCCAGUGGUUUAUCACCCUCUUCUGUAUGAACCGUAGAAUCAUAGAAUUAUAGAGCUGGAAGGGUGAUAAACCUGGGUGGGCUUGAACCACCAACCUUCUGGUUAGCAGCCAGACACAUUGACCUGAUCCCUUCACUCGCCCUUUUACAGGUGCUGCAGAAUAGGUAAAGGUAAAGGGACGCCUGACCAUUAGGUCCAGUCGUGACCAACUCUGGGGUUGCGGCGCUCAUCUCUCUUUACUGGCCAAGGGAGCCGGUGUACAGCUUCCGGGUCAUAGAAUCAUAGAAUCAUAGAAUCAUAGAAUCAUAGAGUUGGAAGAGACCACAAGGGCCAUCGAGUCCAACCCCCUGCCAAGCAGGAAACACCAUCAGAGCACUCCUGACAUAUGGUUGUCAAGCCUCUGCUUAAAGACCUCCAAAGAAGGAGACUCCACCACACUCCUUGGCAGCAAAUUCCACUGUCGAACAGCUCUUACUGUCAGGAAGUUCUUCCUAAGGUUUAGGUGGAAUCUUCUUUCUUGUAGUUUGGAUCCAUUGCUCCGUGUCCGCUUCUCUGGAGCAGCAGAAAACAACCUUUCUCCCUCCUCUAUGUGACAUCCUUUUAUAUAUUUGAACAUGGCUAUCAUAUCUCCCCUUAACCUCCUCUUCUCCAGGCUAAACAUGCCCAGCUCCCUUAGCCGUUCCUCAUAAGGGUCAUGUGGCCAGCAUGACAAAGCCGCUUCUGGCGAACCAGAGCAGCGCACGGAAACGCCGUUUACCUUCCCGCCGGAGCGGUACCUAUUUAUCUACUUGCACUUUGACGUGCUUUCAAACUGCUAGGUUGGCAGGAGCAGGGACUGAGCAACGGGAGCUCACCCCAUUGCGGGGAUUCGAACAGCCGACCUUCUGAUUGGCAAGUCCUAGGCUCUGUGGUUUAACCCACAGCGCCACCCACCCAUCCUGUAUUUUUUGUAUGUUAUUAUUCUCCCCAACUUAUCUAUUUUUUGAUAAUCCUGGGUGGGCUUGAACCACCAACCUUCUGGUUAGCAGCCAGAUGCACUGACCUGCUCACUUCAGUCGCCCUUUUACAGGUGCCACAGAAUACCCAUCCUGUAUUUUUUGUAUGUUAUUCUCCCAAACUUAUCUAAUUUUUUCUACACCUUCCCCCUCCCAACACACACAUAUGCACAUUACUUGGCUGGAGAACAGCCCUGUAAAAUCCAAGUGCAACUUGGAAAGGCUGGGUUCAGGUUUGUGCGUUCUUCUAGGAAAGUGCAAAUUAGGUUGGUUCGCCUUCAAAAAUACAAUCUGAAUUUGACCUCGCCCCCUCCCAUCCCUGCAUAUCAGUGGUCCUAGCAAUAUUUGUGAUUGUUCUCCCAGACAUUUCUGGAGAAAUGUGUUGCUCAGUCCACAGUAGGCUGUUUUGAAGAUCCUACCACCCACAGAGUAUUUUCCUCACCAGAGUUUCUUUUGUACGGAUACCUUUCUCUUGUACGUGAGAAAUAUAGGGGGUGACGUGUGUAUUUGUAUGUUUGCAUUUAAUGUAUCAGCCUCUGAAGACGGUUCGGAAACUUCAGCUGGUGCAGAAUUCAGUAGCCAGGUUGCUCACCAGAGCAAGACUUCUUCAUGUGUCACCUCCUUGAGAGGUCCAGAGGGUGGCAACACGAGAACGGGGCCUUCUCUGCAGUGGCUCCCCUCUGUGGAAUGCUCUCCUCAGGGAAGUUCACAUGGCGCCUUCAUUAUAUACCUUUAGGCGCCAGGCAAAAACGUUCCUUUUUAACGAAGCCUUUUGUUGAUCCGAUUUACAUCCUAUGCCCUUUUAAAAUGUGUUUUUUUGUGUGAGGGAGGUGUGCUAUUGGGUUGUUGUUUUUUAUUUCUAUUAGGUAUUUUGUGGUUUUAUAUCUUGAUUUUAUUCUGUGAACCGCCCUGAGACCCCUGGGUAUAGGGUGGUAUAUAAAUUCUAAUGAUAAUAAUAAUAAUAAUAAUAAUAAUAAUAAUAAUAAUAAUAAUAAAUUUUGAUACUAGAGCAUUUAAUCAGGACUGCAGCCUACGGGGCGGGGGGUAAAUGCUCUCCCUCUAAACCCUGUCACACAAACUGUGUUGCCAUUGGAAAUCUCUCCGAAGUCAGUUGUUAGUCCUGGGAGGGAAGCAACAUUAGAAGAGUCUAGACCAGGGGUCAGCAAACAUUUUCAGCAGGGGGCCAGUCCACUGUCCCUCAGAUCUUGUGGUGGGCCGGACUAUAUUUUGAAGGGGGGUGGAAUGAACGAAUUCCUAUGCCCCACAAAUAACCCAGAGAUGCAUUUUAAAUAAAAGGACACAUUCUACUCAUGUAAAAACACGCUGAUUCCUGGACCAUCCGCAGGCCAGAAUUAGAAGGCAAUUGGGCCAGAUCCGGCCCCCAGGCCUUAGUUUGCCUACCCAUGGUCUAGACUCUAGACCAAGUCAAAGGCUCAUCAGCCAGCAUCUAUUCUCGCAGGAUGCAACCCAGCCUAUGGGAAGCCUGCAAGCUGGAACCCAGUUCAACAGUUUUCUCCCCACAUGGGAUACUUGCCCUUUCUCUCAACAAACAAAAAGCCUCAAAUUUGUAACCUUUCUUCAAAAGGGAGCAGCUCCAAGCUUUAUGGGAGGUUUAUGGUUGUUUAUUCAUGUUUCAUGGUGGCAAUUUAAAAAAAGGAGGGGUGCCUCCACAUGUUUGCAUUUUGAUCACUCUCUUAUUUAUUUUUCUACACUUAUUUUGUGUUAACAUUCAGCCACAUGAGUCAGCAAAGCAGUUAGGAGGGAGGGGAAGCCUGGCUGAAAGGAAUUGACUUAGCGCCGCACAACAAUUCAAAAGUGUUUUGUAAAAUAUGUGGGCAGCAUAUUGAGGGAAAAGUUUCAUAAGCCACCGCAGGCUGUUCUACAGCAAAUAGAUUCUGCCGAGCAGUUGAAUAACCGCAGAAGACCCUUUUGCUCUCGGAGGUUCGUAAUCCUCACAAUCCAUUUUAAAGAAACAAAUGCAUUCCUGGGGUUAGUUUGCCUCUCUGUGCUGUGUUACCAUUAAGGACUCCUCCAGCUGACAUGAGCAUUCAUCCAGAUUUGCUUGUACAACGCUUACAGGGCAAUUGGACCACAUCCGGCCUUUCCUGAACAUUCAUUCGGAUCUGUUUAGAGGCAAAUUAUAUGACAAGGAGCAUCCAUCCUGAUUUGCCCUCAGGUCGUACCAUUAAUCAUUCAUUCAGCCCAAUGCUUUUCAGUGGAUUUCCCCAUCACUUUCCUAACUGCAAACAUCCCAUUUUGUUCUAUAAAAGUGGAUUUGUUGUACAAGGGUGACAGACUGCUUUCAUCUGCUAUUUUACAUUUGUAUUUUAUUGUGGAAAUUCUAGGUUCCUCCUCCUUCUAACUUUUGAUCUUUUCUCCUUUUUGCCUGUCCAUUCAUUGUCUUUUCUUCUACUGUGAUCCUAGUUUAAGAUUUCUUUCCCACCUUGUCCCACAUUUUCUCCAUAUGUCCACAUAUCUCUUAAAAGGUAAAGGGACCCCUGACCAUUAGGUCCAGUCACGGACGACUCUGGGGUUGCGGCGCUCAUCUCGCUUUGUUGGCCAAGGGAGCCGGCGUACAGCUUCCGGGUCAUGUGGCCAGCAUGACUAAGCCGCUUCUGGCGAACCAGAGCGGCGCACGGAAAUGCCGUUUACCUUCCCGCCGGAGCGGUACCUAUUGAUCUACUUGCACUUUGAUGUGCUUUAGAACUGCUAGAUUGGCAGGAGCAGGGACCGAACAACAGGAGCUCACCCCAUCACAGGGAUUCGAACCGCCGACCUUCUGAUUGGCAAGUCCUAGGCUCUGUGGUUUAACCCACAGUUCCACCCGCGUCCCCCACAUAUCUCUUAAAGGUCUGCAAUUCCUGAAGACUACAGGUGCAGGGAACCUCAGACCCAUGGCCCAAAGGUGGCCCCCAAGACAUUGUCUGGCCCUGGAAUUCUCCCCAGCCACAGCCUUCACUGACCCUUCAUUGUCCCCCAAGUGCUCUUGCCUGGCUGAAAUGUGUAUUUGAACUCUGAGAAUGCUUCUUUCCUUGUGGCCCUCAGACUGAAACAUAUUCCCUAUUCCUGUUUUACCAUGUAAGAUUCCUAUUCCUAGAUUUCCCCAUCUUUUCCCCUUCUAGUUAGGACUCAGCUUCCUUAAUCUGUUUAUGGGGGCCCAAAAUGUGUUGUUUUUUGUGUGCGUUUCCUUUCAGAGAACUAGUUCUGCUCACUCACUUAAAGGGGAUUGAAACAAAACUGUAAAUUAAAUAGUUAAAUAAGUACUUGGUACGUAAAAGCUAAUAUACUGUAGGAGCAUAAAAUUAAUCAUCACACCACCAUCUGCAAGUAAGGAAAUUCAUCAGCCAUCUGACAGUGAAAAUUCAUUAGCACAUUAGAGAAUAAAGAUUCAUUAGCAAGAGCAGUGGAGAGAAGGGAAAGAAGGAGGAAAGGGGGGACGACAAAAAAAAUGUUUAUUUUAUUAUUUACAUGGUUCUCUCCCCCCCCCACGGAUGACGCGGGUGGCGCUGUGGGUUAAACCACAGAGCCUAGGACUUGCUGAUCAGAAGGUCGGCGGUUCGAAUCCCUGCGACGGGGUGAGCUUCAGUUGCUCGGUCCCUGCUCCUGCCAACCUAGCAGUUCGAAAGCACAUCAGAGUGCAAGUAGAUAAAUAGGUACCUCUCUGGCGGGAAGGUAAACGCCGUUUUCGUGCGCUGCUCUGAUUUGCCAGAAGCAGCUUAGUCAUGCUGGCCACAUGACCCAGAAGCUAUACGCCUGCUCCCUCGGCCAACAAAGCGAGAUGAGCGCCGCAACCCCAGAGUCGGCCACGACUGGACCUAAUGGUCAGGGGUCCUUUUACCUUUACCUCCCCCCCUCCUCAUUUUGAUUCCCGCAACUAGCCCGUGAGGUAGGCUGGGCUUAGAGGCAAUGACUGGUGUGCUUUGUGGCUGAGUGGGGAUUUGAACCCUGAUCCCAGUCCAAAACCCUCAACACUAUACCACACCAGCUGUUAUUGUUAUAUUAGUCCAAAUAGUCGUAUUGUUAGGAAAUAUCCAGUUAAUUCUGUUACAACCUAUAAUACUGCAAAUUUCAGGUCUCUCCUUUAACCACUAUGAACCCUUAUAAUCUUGUUCGUUUUGGUGGCGCCUGUAACAAAAAAAGAAAGAACAGAAGAUUAUCUUCUUGAAGAGAAAGUUAUAAAUAGAUGUCAGCGACACAAUUCUUCUAUUUCUUCUCCCUGUUAGUACUCAGUAGGGCAAUAGGUGAUCAUCCACAGACCAGAUUUUGCCCAGUCACUGAUCACAGGCGGUACCCAAUUAAGUUGUACUCGAAGUAGACGCACUGAAGUUAAUGGGGCUAAGUGAGUCAUGCCCAUGCAUUUCAUUGGGUCUACUCUGAGCAAAAGUUGUUUAUUCAUUUAACAGAUGUGUAAGCUGCUGCACAAUUUGGGGCAACGGCGCUGUGGGCCUAGGACUUGCCGAUCAGAAGGUUGGCGGUUCGAAUCCCCGCGACGGGGUGAGCUCCCGUUGCUCGGUCUCUGCUCCUGCCAACCUAGCAGUUAAAAAGCACAUCAAUGUGCAAGUAGAUAAAUAGGUACCGCUCUGGCAGGAAGGUAAACGGCGUUUCCGUGCGCUGCUCUGGUUCGCCAGAAGCAGCUUAGUCAUGCUGGCCACAUGACCCAGAAGCUGUACGCCGGCUCCCUCGGCCAAUAAAGCGAGAUGAGCGCCGCAACCCCAGAGUUGGCCACGACUGGACCUAAUGGUCAGGGGUCGCUUUACCUUUAUGAGAUAAAAAAAAAAAGAAGGCAAACUCUUUAAAAAGAGCAGAACCAUUUCUAAAGAUGUACUGCUAAUAUCUCAUAAAUGGAGGGGUCACACUACGAGGGGAUGGUGGUGCCAAUGUGGUACCACCACCCCCAGAGGUGAGUACACUAGCCCUAACCCCCCGGCGCGGUGGGCAUUUGAUACUAGCGAAACCCCUUUGAGAAGAACAUUGCAGGAUUAAAAGCUAGGUUACCUUAAUCACUAUUGACAUCUUUUCACGAACUGUACUGAAGACAAUUUAGAUGAGUUCUGACACCAUGAAUUGUGCCGCGUCAGAUGGGGAGCGGCGAAAGGAACAAGAAGGAAUUCCUGUUUCCCCUUUGAACAAUGCAGCUAAAGAGGAAUGAGUAAUGUUUUUCCAGCCCUCUCAUUUGCUUCUGAUUCAGGCUGUUUAGCUCUUUGGCACUAACUGCAACUCUGGCAUAAAAAUAGAAGCCAUAAUUCAAAACUUCAACAAUUCCCCCCCUUUUUUUAAAAAAAAGAAGAAGUGCUCAUUUGUCUAUUGUAAAGAGAUAUAUUUUUUCACUCCGCAGUAAGCAUCCCAGAAACAGAUAUUAAACAAUUUGCUCGUGAUUGUUUAAUAACACGUAGCAUUUAUAGAUCCUCUUUUCUUCUUUUACUCUUUGAAGCGCUUUAUGUACAUCGUUGCAAUUGUCCUUUCCAAUUCCCAGUGGUGAUGUAUGGAAGUGAGAGCUGGACCAUAAAGAAGGCUGAUCGCCAAAGAAUUGAUGCUUUUGAAUUAUGGUGCUGGAGGAGACUCUUGACGGUCCCAUGGACUGCAAGAAGAUCAAACUUCUCCAUUCUGAAGAAAAUCAGCCCUGAGUGCUCACUGGAAGGACAGAUCCAGAAGCUGAGACUCCAAUACUUUGGCCACCUCAUAAGAAGAGAAGACUCCCUGGAAAAGACUCUGAUGCUGGGAAAGAUGGAGGGCACAAGGAGAAGGGGACGACAGAGGACAAGAUGGUUGGACAGUGUUUUCGAAGCUACCAGCCUGAGUUUGACCAAACUGCAGGAGGCAGAAGAAGACAGGAGUGCCUGGCGUGCUCUGGUCCAUGGGGUCACGAAGAGUCGGACACGACUAAACAACAACAACAAUUCCCUGGAAAUUGGUUCCCUGGGGAUAUGGACUGGGUGCUUAACAGCUCAGGGAAUUGUAGCUCCAAGAGGAAAAUAGGGGGCUCCUAACGACUCUCAGCUCCCUGAGCAAAUUAUAGUUCCCAGAAUGCUUUGCGGGGAGCCAUCAUUGUUUAAAGUGUUGUGUUAAUGUUUUAGAUAUAGGUGCAGAUGUGGCCUUGAUAGCGCUUGGCAGCUGCAAUUUUUAUAUGUGUUAGCAAUAUGGGGGGGGCGGUUGCUGCCCUCUUCCUUGGCAGCCCCUCUUUAUUCCAACACAUACACAUGCAGAAUUGAAUCUGUGGUGGUACUGUUAUUGCAGAAGCCAUGGGGAAUGUUCACUGCCUUUUGAAUUAACUUAUGCAUCUUCUAAAGGAGGUAAAGGCGGUAAGACUGUUGAGCACAAAGUCAAGAGUAGUGGUUCUCAGGUGUGGCCUGCCACACUGGUGUGGCAGGAGAGGAUGGCAAGUGUGGCAGGAAGAUUCAGGGACAAUCAAAAAAACAUUUAAACUGGGGUAGGCAACCUAAGGCCCGGGGGCCGGAUGCGGCCCAAUCGCCUUCUCAAUCCGGCCCGCGUAUGGUCCGGGAAUCAGCGUGUUUUUACAUGAGUAGAAUGUGUCCUUUUAUUUAAAAUGCAUCUCUCGGUUAUUUGUGGGGCAUAGGUGUUAAGUUGUGGGUGAACAUAUCAGACGACACAGCGAUUCUUCAAACAGCUCUUGUUUAUUCACAGGCCCAGAACAGAACUAGGCUGAAGAGUUCAGCCAACCUGCUUAUAUAGAGCUCAACUACAAAGCAACAGUAACAACUUUCUGUAACUAUCCAAUCACUGAACGUCACUUUCACUUCCUUAUUUGCAUACGUGGACCAGAGUGAAAACUAUCUACAGUAUCCCCCUGCUGGCCCAGGGUGAGAACUUCAGUACAUAACAAUAGGAAUUUGUUCAUUAUUAUUUUUUCAAAAUAUAGUCUGGCCUACCACAUGGUCUGAGGGACGGUGGACCAGCCCACGGCUGGAAAAGGUUGCUGACCCCUGAUUUAAACAUUUCGGUAUAAUAUAGUACAGUACAGCAUAGGGCUGUGUGAUAUAUCGAUACAUCGUCCAAAAUCGGUUUGAAGUCCGUAUUGUGAUAUCAGUUUCAUAAUUUUUUGACCUGGCAAUAUAUCGCAAAUCAUGAUGUGUGUGUUUGUGUGCUAUGCAAAAAUCACAUUGUGGGGGGGAAACAGUGAAGCCAGCCCAUGCCUCUAUGGUACUCCAUCCUUUUUUCAGACAUUGUGAUAUAUCAGUUUGUCGUUAUGUUUAGCUGGUGAUAUAGCGUGAUGCUGAAAACCAAAUAUUGCCCAGCCCUAGUAUUGUAUUGUAUAAUAUGUGGCACUGUGGUCUAAACCACUGAGCCACUUGGGCUUCCCGAUCAGAAGGUCGGCGGUUCAAAUCUGUGCUGUGGGGUGAGCUCCUAUUGCUUUAUCCCAGCUCCUACCAACCUAGCAGUUCAAAAGCACACCAGUGCAAGUAGAUAAAUAGGUACCACUGCGCCAGGAAGUUUCCGUGUGCUCUGGUUCCAUCACGGUGUUCCGUUGUGCCAGAAACGGUUUAGUCCUGCUGGCCACAUGACCCGGAAAGCUGUCUAUGGACAAACACCAGCUCCCUCUGCCUGAAAGCAAGAUGAGUGCUACAACCCCAUUGUCAUCUUUGACUGGACUUAACUGUCCAGGGGUCCUUUAUCAUAUAUAUAUAUAUAUAUAUAUAUAUAUAUAUAUAUAUAUAUAUAUGCAUACAGAAUAUGGAUAUAUAUCUUUUCAAAAUGAAAGCAAGAGCAUGGCUUCUUUGCGUUGGUGAGGAGAUGAGAGUUCAUUUGUCUCAAAUUAGACCGAAUAUAACUUUUCGUUGAGUUUGUACACAUACUUAAGGUACAUCUGUAAGAGGCUCAUUUAUAAUUAUUAUAAAGUAGUUGUGUUCUGUGUUAUAAAUCAAGUUCUUUCUUUUUGUUUCCCAAUGCAUUUCUUAGCAACAAAAUAUUUGGUGUGACACGAGCAAAUUUUUAUUCUGAAAGUGUGACCCAGAGAAAAAAGUUUGAGAAGCACUGGGCUUAGAGCAGGCAUAGGCAACCUCGGCCCUCCAGAUGUUUUGGGACUACAAUUCCCAUCAUCCCUGACCACUGGUCCUGUUAGCUAGGGAUCAUGGGAGUUGUAGUCCCAAAAACAUAUGGAGGGCUGAGGUUGCCUAUGCCUGUGUUAGAGAUUCCCUAACUGCAGAACUGUUAACUUACUCAUCUGACUUAAUUAGUCAACUAAACCUUGCUGGCUUAAUAAUAACUAUUUGUGGAUUUCACCCCAAAGUCAGCUUCAGCAGAUGGAUUCAGGACUUUUGCAAGGGAAGGGAGGCUUAAAUCCCCCCUCCACCCCAACCCAUGCCUAUUCUGAUCCCAUUAAUUAUCAGCCCCUUCUACCUUUGAGCUGAUAGAAUUUGCAUUUUAAAAGUACAACUCUCUGCGCAUUUGAUGCAGAUACACAUUCAAAGUCAGGUGCACUUUCGUCCUGACGUCAGAGACGGUUGUGCGGGAAGAGCUUUUGAUGGAGCGCACCCAGUCAACACAUUUCUUCCCUGCGUAGGUGGACUGAAAUAAUUUAGAUCGAAAGUGGGAAGGGGGAAUGAUGGCAGCAAAGAAAAAGGCCACAGAUCGGGUGCGUGGUACAGUGGGGAGAGGCGAUGUAUGAAAAAAGCAUUUCAUCUUCUUCCUUUAUUCUGAGCUAUUAAGCCUUAGACUGAGUCAGAUCUCUGGUCCAUCUAGUUUGGUUCUGUCUCCACCAACUUGGCAGAUCAGCAAAGGUGACUGUAAAUUCUGGGUUCUCUCUGUUUCUCAUUUUUCCAGUUUCCAGUUCAGUUUUCCACGUUUCCACAGCAGUGUGCAUUCAAAAAGAAAAAGAAAAAAACAGUCUUCAUGAAAAUUCACCAGCAUUUUAGUAUGAAUUUCUUCUACUGUGUACAUGUUUGAAUGCAACUGGGCCUUUCUCACGUCAACAUUUCAGAAGACCAAUUUGCAGUGCUAUGCAUUCCGCCAGGCGUCGAUCCAUUGACACCUUCCGAAGCAGAUACCCAUUUUUGCAAAGCAAUUCCCUCUCAUUUAAUGUUUGUUUUUUGCUUGUUGUUGCAUACAUUGGUCUGCACACUUUACCCCACAAUGUGCAUCUUUGUACACAUUACUUGACUAGAGAACUGCAUUGCAAAAUUCAAGGAACCACAGAUUUUGCAGGAUGUCCAUGUUUCCGUUAUCACUCUGUUUCUGAAACUGUGGCUUUGGUAAGGUAAAGGUAAAGGGACCCCUGACUGUUAGGUCCAGUCGUGGACGACUCUGGGGUUGCGGUGCUCAUCUCGCUUUACUGGCCAAGGGAGCCGGCGUACAGCUUCCGGGUCAUAUGGCCAGCAUGACUAAGCUGCUUCUGGCAAACCAGAGCAGCGCACGGAAACGCCAUUUACCUUCCCGCCUGAGUGGUACCUAUUUAUCUACUUGCACUUGAUGUGCUUUUGAACUGCUAGGUUGGCAGGAGCUGGGACUGAGCAACGGGAGCUCACCCUGUUGCGGGGAUUCGAACCGCCGACCUUCUGAUCUGCAAGCCCUAGGCUUUGGUAGAUCUGCCUUUAAACACAUUGAAUCUGCUUUGUCUCCCUCCCCUGUGGUCAAAGUGUCCCUCCAGGAUUUCUAACAGGGGACAGCAGGGGUUGAACCUGUGAUGUUCUGCAUGCCAAGCAGUUGCUCUGCCACUGAGCUGGGAGCAUUUCAUGUGUUACUGUUCCCACAAUGCACGUUUACCUGCGGAAAGUGAAUUGGUGUAUUCCUAGUCAGAGAAUAAAAUACAGCCAGAUUGAUUCGCCCGAGGGAAUCUCUGUAGUUUGAUUUGUGCGCAUGAGAGUGUGGGCAGAGAAGCAUCGAGAGCAAGAAGAUGGGGUGUUUGGUUUGAUUGCCAAGUGUGUGGGGGAAGCCUGAUACUCUGUUUGCCAGGGGGGUGGAAUUGAAUCUACUUCAAAUGCUUCACAUUUUAUGACGGACAUUAUUAGCGUUCGUCAAUAUCUUUCCAGAAGGUCAUUUGAAAGAGCCAUUAAGUAAGUUCGAGUGGGUCUGUUAAUAUUUUUCCUGCUUUCCUGCUUUUUUUUGUUUUUUAACGCAGCCUGUUCUGUAGGGAAAGGAACAAUCGGCAAUUGCACGGCGUUUUUGCAAACAUAUCCUUUUGAAAAAGCUUCUUCUGCAAAUGAGGGUGACUAUUGUUAUUAUAAUUAUCUAUUAAAGUUGUAUAUUGCUUUUCAUCCAAAGCUCUCGGGGUGGUUCGCAGCAUAAAAUACAGAAUAAAACCACAAAGUACAUAAUACAAACAAGAACCAACCAAUAACCCACCCCCCACUCCCACAAACACAUUUAAAAAGACUACUUUCUUUUCUUUCUUUUUCGGAAAAAAGAAAAGAACAGAGCCAAAAGGCCAAACAGGUUCAGAGAGCAGCAGUCCCACUGUUCAUUACAUGAAACCAGAACUCAUCACAUCUGGUGACUUUUUCAGAUGAGGCUAUUGAAUGCGCAGAACUGCACAAGGCAGGAAGGGAAUCAUGGAUGGUAGCCAACUCACAUGUCCCAACAGUCUAAGAAUUUCCAUGGAACGUCCCUCCCAGCUCUCCUGCCUGUAUGUGCCUCUCUUCCUCACCAAAUCUGCUCCAGGUUUUUUGGGGGGUCCCCCUAGAAAAUCUUGCAGGGGUUGGCUAGGGGAGAGGGAGAAGGCCCAUUGAACAAGCUGGAAAUGGGGUGUUACACUUGGGGCUACUUUGCACAUAACCCUGUGCCUUUCUGCCUUGUCCAUUGGGUGCAGCUGGCAUGGUCAGAAGGUCUCAGGUUCAAUCCUCACAAUCUCCAAGUGUCAGGAUGCUGUCAGCGGCUCCUGGCUGGUUGCCCAGGAAAGUAUAAAGACAAGGAAGGGUUUCCUACCGUCCUUUUUUAUUUCAGACUUUACAGAGAGAGGUUAUAGAACGCAGCCUGUUGGAUAAUGGUGGUGUCCCGUGUGAAUCUCCACACAUACACCCGUCUCUCCCACUUCCUCAUUCUUCUUCAUCAUCUCCUCUUCAGGUGCUCUGUCCUCUGUCUUUGAGCUCUUUGCUCUCCUACUUUUAAGGCUCGACGGUUUCUGGGAGAUGGAGGGUCUGGAAUGCUUUCUAGUGGCAACGUGUCAACCAGCUGCUGCUUUGGUUCUCCCAUUAUUUCCCAGCUUUCCCCCUCAUCUGCCUCUGAGCUGCAACCUCCCACAAGCCCCUGUUGUAAAUCUAUGCUGUCUUCCUCUUCUUCCUCCCAAUGCCCAGUCCCAAGUAGGCUUCGAAAUAUCCUCACAGACUGGUUGGACUCAGAGGAAUUCUCAGCUAGAGAACCCCCAGGGAAGAAGGCUAAGAGCCCUGCGAGUGGUGGUUGGACAAAAGGUAAAGGACCCCUGGAUGGUUAAAUCCAGUGAAAGGCGACUAUGGGGUUGUGGCACUCAUCUCGCUUUCAGGUCAAGGGAGCCGGCGUUUGUCCACAGACAGCUUUCCGGGGCAUGUGGCCAGCAGGACUAAGCCGCUUCUGGUGCAACAGAACACUGUGACGGAAACCAGAGCACACAGAAACACAGUUUACCUUCCCGCCAGAGUGGUACCUAUUUAUCUACUUGCGCUGAUGUGCUUUCGAACUGCUAGGUUGGCAGGAGCUGGGACAGUGCAACAGGAGCUCACUCCGUCACGGGGAUUCGAACCGCUGACCUUCUGAUCGGCAAGUCCUAGGCUCUGUGGUCAGAGGGAGACUAGGAAGAGGAUGUCUCGGAAGCUGAAAGGGCAACAGGGGGCUAGUCCAACAUACGCAAGCUGUAAUUGCAUGGACAUUUCGCCCAGUUUAUGUUUCAGAAUUGCACGGGGGAAGUCAAGCUACAGCUGUGCCUUCCCCCUGUGCCUUAAGGACAACAACUCUCCACUUUCUCGUGGCCUGUAGGAAGCUGUCUCAUAUCAGGUUGGCUCACUGGUCCAUCUGGCUUAGUAUCAUCUAUGCUGGUUGAAGGAAACCCUUGCUGCCGCCACCAAGCUAAACUACAAGUCCCAUCAUCCCCAGCCAUUGACCAUGCUGACUGGAGCUAUUGGGAGUUGUAGUUCAGCCAUAUCAGAAGGGCCAAAGGUCCUCCACCCCUGUUCUAUGCUGAUUGGUAUUGACACUCUAGUGUUUCAGAAGUGAAUCUUUCCCAAUUCUACUAAAGGAGAUUGAAUUUGGGUGCUUCUGCAUGCUCAACAUGUGCUCUGACAGCUGUCCCAGGAGGUUACUUAUCUGCUUCUAAUAUUUCUUGCAAACUCUUCCUUUUUGGGCCAUAGCCAACGAAAACGACUUCGGGCGGCUUCGUUGCACAGCGCCUAAAAGCUAUUUGACAUUAUAAUCAGAUGCAGAAUGGAAUAGUCAUUGAUUUUCUUUAAGAUUCUCCUGCUUUUACAUCGUUAAGCGGAGGAAGGAAAACAGACCUGACGGGGAAUCAAAACCGUAACGUGGAAAUCUAUUAAUACCCUUUCAAUAAAAGCCGUGUCCUGCUUCUUGCUCUCUUCAGUCUCUGACCUCAAACCCUCAGCAGUUGUUAGCAAACUGGCUGCGAGUGAGAGAGACAGAAUGAUUUUGCUCGUCCAAGAUGGCUUCCUCGUUGUCUCCUGUGACACUAGGACAGGAGUGGGUCUGUCUGGGCCUCUCUGUGUGGCCAUGGAGACUCUACCUGGGCCACCCUGAUCGACACACUCCUAGAGUGUUCGGUCUGGGAGGAAUGUAUUCUUGGAUCGGGACCAUGCCUCUUCGUUGCCUAGAUAGAAAAGGGUUUGUGUAUGUAUGGAACCCUCUGAAUUUUGGGUGGUUGAAAUGUAAUCUAGGAUAAGAGAGACAUGCAUUUAUCCCCCUCACUUUAAGCCUCCUUAAUCGUACAUGCCUAAGUUUGUGGUAUGUGCAUCAAUCAUUCCAGCAAAUGCUGGCCUUAAAGGUGACCCACCAACAUUUCUUCAAUGAAAAUAGGUAUGUCUAAUAAUAAUAAUAAUAAUAAUAAUAUCCUGUCCACUCUGGGCGGCUUCCAACAUAUAUAAAAACAAAAUAAAACAUUUUAAAAAAUAAAAAUUUAAAAGAAACCUUCCCUAUAAAAGGCUGCUUUCUGACGUCUUCCAAAGAAUGUACAGUGAUACCUCGGGUUAAGAACUUAAUUUGUUCUGGAGGUCCGUUCUUAACCUGAAACUGUUCUUAACCUGAGGUACCACUUUAGCUAAUGGGGCCUCCCGCUGCCGCCGCGCCACCACCAUGCGAUUUCUGUUCUCAUCCUGAAGCAAAGUUCUUAACCCGGGGUACUAUUUCUGGGUUAGCAGAGUCUGUAACCUGAAGCGUCUGUAACCUGAAGCGUCUGUAUCCCGAGGUACCACUGUACAGUCAUACCUUGGUUUUUGAACAGCUUAGUUCUUGAAUGUUUUGCUUCCCAAAUGCCGCAAACCCGGAAGUGACUGUUCCGGUUUGUGAACUACUUUUGGAAGCCAAACAUCCGAUGGGGCUUCCACAGCUUCCGAUUGGCUGCAGGAGCUUCCUACAGCCAAUCAGAAGCCGUGUUUUGGUUUCCGAACGUUUUGGAGGUUGAACGGAUUUCUGGAACGGAUUCUGUUUGCCUUCCAAGGUCCAACUGUAUAGCUACUUAUACCCUUGGCUUGGGGGUCACAUAACUCCAUACCCUCCAACAUUUCCCCAGUGAAAAUAGGGACGUCCAAGGGAAAAGCAGGACAUUCUUUGAUCAAAUCAGAAACCGGGAUGGUUUCUGUAAAUCCAGGACUGUCCCUGGAAAAUAGGGACACUUGGAAGGUCUGCACUGUUAUUUAUUUAUUUUUUACUUUUAUUUUGGCUACCUUGGCCAUGAGUCCAAAACCCUGGCUUCAAAUCUAGAGGGACCCAAUGCAGAGAUUCUUGUAUAUUUCAAUAGCCUUGCAGGAGAUAAUAUCUCAGCCUUCCCAGCUGCACCCAUUAAAAUUCUGUCUUCAGCAUAAAUAUUUUAAAAUGUGCAGGAGUUUUUGAUUGCAUCUGUUUACCCUCAUUUUCUGCUUUGGCUUCUCUGCCUGGUCAUCCUGUAGAGAAAGACCACCACUUCUCUGAAACAGAUGCUGCUUCUUAAACACAAGCAAACAGCCCACCAUGCAGGAAAUCCAGAUUUGCCCCAUCACUGGAUUGGGGAAGCUGGUCCUGUUGGAUUUCUGCCUGGUAGGCAGCUGCUACAAGCAAAGAGCCUCUGUCGGCCAAAAAGGUGGCUAUAGUGUAGGGAAAUGGGCUGGCAGCUUGCCUUCAAGAACAAUCCAAGUCUUAUUCCAAUGCACAUGCCCAGUCACUAAGAAAACCCGAAACCUGAUCUAUCUUGGGGGGUCUAGGGAGCAACUUAGCAACUGCCUGUGCCUUUGUAGGAAAGGCUGCUUCUCUCUUUAGAACCGCAGGUCAGGAUUUUUUGUUUUCUCUUGGCAUUUGGGUAGUCUCGAAAUAUUGCAAGAGAGAUGAAGGUGAAAUAGACCCACUGGCUUCGAGAAGAUGGAAACAGAUUUUUGGUCAUCGUUAUGCAGCGGCCGAGCCGAGGCCCUAUUCUGCCCUCCGCUUCCCCUGCCAAAUCUUCUGAAUGGCGGGGCAAGUUCAUGAAUGAACCAAUGAAUAACCAUUUCUUUUUUUCAAAGCCAGUUCCCCAUACUACGUUUUCAAAGCACCCACCCCAUUUCGCUCCCCCUCCCCACAGCUUUCUCUGCUUUGGCUAGCUGGCAGGCCGGAGCGCUCACAGUUCUGGGCGUCUCUCGCCUCCCUCCCCGUCAACGUUUAUUUGUGUCCUACCUCUGAAUUGCGAGAAGCUAAUCGGAAAGCGUUUGUGGAGCAAUGAUUCACAGGAGGAAGGGUGCUGAGCCAAGCCCUGUUUUUCGCUAGCCUUCUUCUAUCAUGGGAAAUCAGAGGUGGUGGAGAACUAGAUUUGACCUGCCUCUCUCCCCACCCACCCAACUGAUGUUGUCGUUAAUAUUUCAUUUAUAAAAAGAUAGUGACAAAAUAAGAAAAAAAGGGAGUGAGGAUGGGGGGAAAGAAAAUAAAAUGCCGGUGUUUGUGUUCUUAUUAUCCUAAUCUUCUUCUUCUCACUCAUAGCCGAGUAAGAUUGUCUUCCAUAAACACGGUUUUAAACGUGAAUCCAUAAGUGACUGUGGAGGCCAAUUCUGGAUCCACACAUCCUUCCACAGUGAGGACAUAGGUUUCCAGGUGGGAGUUGAUCAAGGUGAGGGUUUGCCAAAUGUGCCUUUGUCUUAGCACAUUUCUCCCUUUCGUCCUGAGUUCGAGUGUCUUCAAAGCCCACGACACCUUUGGUAAAGGCUGUUCUCCAAUUGGAGCACUCGCAGGCCAGUGUUUCCCAGUUGUCGGUGUUUAUACUACAUUUUUUGAGAUUUGCCUUGAGAGAAUAUUUAAACCUCUUUUGUUGACCACCAGCAUUACGCUUUCCAUUUUAAAGUUUGGAAUAGAGUAGUUGCUUUGGAAGACGAUAAUCAGGCAUCCGCAGAACAUGACCAGUCCAACGAAGUUGAUGUUGAAGAAUCAUCACUUCAACACUGGGGAUCUUUGCUUCUUCCAGUACACUGGCAUUAGUUUGCCUGUCUUCCCAGGUAUUAUCCUAAUACACAAGUUUGGCAAGUGGAUAGGGUCACCCACCUGUCAAUCACCUGACAUCACAAUGGCGUCAGGUGACACAUUUAAGUAGGGAACUCCCUCCCAUCUUGUUCUCACAAUGGCCAGCCAGAUGCCUUUGAGAAACCUGCAAACAGGACCCGACACAAGAGCACUUUCUCCCCUCCUCUGGUUUCCAGCAUUGAGAAGCCUUGCUGCCUCUGAAUGUGGAGGUAGAGCAUAGCCUUUCUGAUAAAGUAAAGGUAAAGGGACCCCUGACCAUUAGGUCCAUUCGUGGCCAACUCUCAUCUCGCUUUACUGGCUGAGGGAGCCAGUGUACAGCUUCCGGGUCAUGUGGCCAGUAUGACUAAGCCGCUUCUGGCGAACCAGAGCAGCACACGGAAAUGCCGUUUACCUUCCCGCCAGAGUGGUACCUAUUUAUCUACUUGCACUUUGACGUACUUUCGAACUGCUAGGUGGGCAGGAGCAGGGACCAAGCAAUGGGAGCUGAACCUGUCACAGGGAUUCGAACCGCCAACCUUCUGAUCGCCAAGUCCUAGGCUCUGUGCUUUAACCCACAGCGCCACCCGCGUCCCUUGCCAUUCUGAUAGUCUUGUCCUAAAUGAUUCUGUCUAAACACCUUUCAAAUCCAUCCGAGUUGGUGGCCAUCACUACAGUUUCUAGGGGGAAUCCCAGAGUUCCACCAUGAACCGUGUCAAGAAAAGCUUACUGUUGUCUGUACUGUAUUACUAGCUCGGCCUGGCUGGGGGCAGGAAGGGUGAGGUGGGGGAGAGAGCAGCACAACCCUCCCCCACACCCACUAAACACACACACACAGUGGCAGCGGCGCUUGUCAAUCACAACGGCACUGGGGAGGGGCUAAACUAAAUUUGGGGGCGCUGGGCGGAUCUUAGCAUCCUGACACCGCAUAUGCUAAAGAUGGACCUGUGAGUGGGUGGAAGCAGGGGGGGAGACACAUAAUAAAAUUUACUGGGGCAGGAUCUCCUGCUGCCCCUCCCCACUCUGUAAGUGAGGAUCUGCAGAGACCUCAGUCCCUUUUCCAUCUCGCCUCCUUUUGAGUAGGCCUUCCUGAUUCCGUUCACGAUGCCUGAAUUGUCCUUGUGUUUCUCAACUUCCAGUGUUCCUCGAUAUCUUUUAUGGUACUAUAAUUUCUGCCCCCAUUGCUUGGGGCUUUUCCUCUUCCUCCUCCUCCUCCUGCUCUCAUCUUGCAAUCUUUAACGUUAAAUAGAAUUUGUUUUUUCCCCGUCCUGUUUUGCAAAUUGGCUUUACACCAUAUCUCGCCUUGUCGCAGGCGCAUCCUGCACGGAAACAAAAAGGGAAAGGAAAGCCAAUAAAACUUUCAAUUAGAUCGUAAAGAUGUAAUGGUCGCAAAUCUAAGCGCACCUCACGAGCCCAAAGCCUGCCUGUUUCUUGCACAAGGGCCAACCCGCAGGUGGGUUAAGGUGGAAAUCAUUCCCACAAGGUGGACAAUCACCAAAAUAUUAUGAUUAUUAAUGAUUAUUAUUAACAGCAUUCAAAAGAACAUGAGAUACAUUAAAAAACAAUACAGGGAGUGGCAGAGACCCAUUCAUUCAUCGGGAAAAGCUUGCUGUCUUCAGUAAUGUCUUCAGUUGUUUCCAGAAAAUGCAAAUAGAGGAUAUGUUAGUAUGAAAACUUUGAACUUGGCCGUAGUUCUUUUAAAUGGGCUGGGGUUUUUCCCCCUCUUCUCCCUUUCAAAUGUCUCUGUUUAGCUUCUUGAUCACGGAAACAAGACAUAGAUUGAGGCGAAUGAAAACGGCAUAGCGUCUUCUAGAGGGUGUUCGGUAUAAACAUGGCCUAAUAAGGUUUGGUUUAGGAAAAAACCAAGCAUAGCUGUUUAGUCAAAUAUGUACAAUUAUCAUUGAGGCUUAACGAAAGGGGGGGGAAGCAGAUGUCAGGGGACCAGGUGAAUAAUGUCAUAAGACAUGGAGACUGUUCUGAGGGAAAACUUUCUGGGUAGGAAUUGGGAGGGGGACAGGUUCCCUGAAAGUUGGAUUCUGGAUUUUAGCUUUCCUGUGCUCUUUUUUAAAAACCUUUUUUUUAGCGUUUGCCGUAUUCUGCAUAUGUUAUCCCUCCAAUCUGGGGAUUUAUUGGAAAGGGAUGAAAAAUAAAACCUGAAUGAGUUUGGGUUUUAGAAUUUCUGCUACUGUUGUGGGGUUCCUCCAGAACUGGUGUUCUGGGUUGUUUUGCAGGUGUACAUUCUGGAACAUAUCAUUGAUAUAAUAAUGGUGCUUUAGGGACAGAUUUAUACUGGACACACACACACACCCUGCCGUUCUGCUUUAUUUCCCCCCAAAGUUACCACAUGGUUGCCAUCUGGAGGGUCACUCUGGUGCUGCAGCACAGUGAAAGUGGGACAGGAAAAUAAAUAAACCAGAACAUUUGCAGAACAUUGUGGCACUGUGGGUUAAACUACAGAGCCUAGGGCUUGAAUCGAUGGUUCGAAUCCCCAUGACAGGGUGAACUCCCGUUGCUCGGUCCCUGCUCCUGCCCAUCUAGCAGUUCGAAAGCACAACAGUGCAAGUAGAUAAAUAGGUACCGCUCUGGCAGGAAGGUAAAUGGUGUUUCUGUGCGCUGCUCUGGUUCGCCAGAAGCGACUUAGUCAUUCUGGCCACAUGACCCGGAAGCUGUACACCGGCUCCCUCGGCCAGUAAAGCAAGAUGAGCGCCGCAACCCCAGAGUCGUCCGCAAUUGGACCUAACGGUCAAGGGUCCCUUUACCUUUACCUUUUUAUCAUAUAUUUAUUUAUGCUCCACCUUUUUCCCUGACUGGACUCACGGUGGCUUACAGGUAAAACUGAGAACUGCUAAAAACACAGGGGGUGGGGGACAUUUGUUAAAAAACAAUUGGACAUUGAUAGAAGUAAAACCAUAUACAGUGGAACCUCAGUUUUUGAAUGUAAUCCAUUGCAGAUGUCCAUUCGACUUCCAAAACAUUCAAAAACCGAGGAUCAAAGGGCUGUCAACAAGUUCAAUGGGGGAAACUGAGAAACACGCCUCAGAAGCCGUUUGACCUCUGAGGCGCAUUCGGAAACAGAAGCAUUUACUUCUGGGUUUUCGGCGUUCGGAAGCUGAAACAUUCGGCAACGGAGCAGUUUGAGAACCAAGGUUUGACUCUUUCAGGAGUUUUUUCAAGUUUGAAAACAGGAAUUGAACCAAGGGUGUGGGAUCUGUGGCCCUCCAGAGGUUGCUGGACUGCAACUCCCAUCACCCAUGGUCAUUGGGAAUUGGAGUCCCGAAUUGGAGUCUUCCGAAUAUCUCCCGCAAGGCAGCGGGAGUUUAGGAGGAUCAGAUAAUUACAAUUAUCCAGCCCUUUCACAUUAAAAGGGAUGCGGGUGGCGCUGUGGGUUAAACCACAGAGCCUAGGACUUGCCAAUCAGAAGGUCGCGGUUCGAAUUCCCGCAACGGGGUGAGCUCCCGUUGCUUGGUCCCUGCUCCUGCCAACCUAGCAGUUUGAAAGCACAUCAAACUGCAAGUAGAUAAAUAGGUACCACUCUGGCGGGAAGGCAAACGGCGUUUCCGUGCACUGCUCUGGUUCGCCAGAAGAGGCUUAGUCAUGCUGGCCACAUGACCUGGAAGCUGUACGCCGGCUCCCUCGGCUAAUAAAGCAAGAUGAGCGCCACAACCCCAGAGUCUGUCACAACUGGACCUAAUGGUCAGGGGUCCCUUCACCUUUACCUUCACAUUAAAAGCAAUCCGUUUCCCAAAGCCUUAUGGAACAGGCAGAUUCAGUGGGAAAGGACAGGGCAUGCACUGAUAGAAUCAGAGCAGUACAACUGCUUGCAAACCUUUGCAGGCUAGCAAAGAAAGUGGGAUUGUGUCUAACCCAAUACUAGAGGAGAGGAGGAGGAGGAGGAGGAGGAGUUUGGAUUUGAUAUCCCACUUUAUCACGACCCAAAGGAGUCUCAAAGCGGCUAACAUUCUCCUUUCCCUUCCUCCCCCACAACAAACACUCUGUGAGGUGAGUGGGGCUGAGAGAUUUGUUACCAAGUUGCUCUGGUCGUCCCUUCCUCCUCUCCUUGCCAAACUCUGGGAGCUGUUUGGUCCUUGGUUUUUGCUGCCCUAUUCAGCGAGUUCCCUUUGAAGCUGAUCCUGUAAAGAACCUGGUGACUUUUAUUUGGGGGAGAGAAGAGGCUGAGCCUCUCUCUGGCUUGCAGGGUGGAAAACUGAAGCUCAGCGUUGCUGCCCAGUCUUGACAGCAUCAGAGCCGCCCUUUUUUCAAUGCCUGCUCCUUUCAAAGUUUGUUUUGGAAGCCUCCUUUCUGUCAGCUUGCCUGUCGCUGCUUUGUUCAAGCUCCAGGCCUAAGGAAAAUUCGCUAUUUUUGCUACUUUUCAAAGUUUCCUUCCAGACUCCAAAUAGGACAGAACAGCUCCCCUGAAAGGGAGGGGGGGAGAAAAGCCCAAGAGCAUCGCAGACUGCCCGAAUUUCCUCAUGUGCUUUGCGCUUGUCCUCACUGCUAAACACUUGUAAAACAUCUCUGAGCACUGUUCGUAUAUUAAAAGAUAAGCAGUUCUCAGCUGCCUACAGGCAAGCAGUCUAAUAGACAUGAUGCAAUGGGUGGGGUCGUGCAGUGAUAAAAAAAUAAAUAGAAGCAUCUUAGGGCAAACUGACACAGUGCGUGUUCUUCUGUUCUUUGUUAUUUGUGUAUUUAUUUAAGGCAUUUUGCAAAAGGUCCCACAGUCCCUGGAUAAUCCAGUUAAAACAAGGAAGAGGGGCUGGUGACAGGGGUGGAGAUGCUCCUUCAGGGCUGAGGCCGUUGAGGGCUUUACAGGUCAGCACCAUCACUUUGAAUUGUGCUUGGAAACGUACUGGGAGCCAAUGAAGGUCUUUCAGGACUGGUGUUACGUGGUCCUGGCGGCCGCUCCCAAUCGCCAAUCCAGCAGCCGCAUUCUGGAUUAGUUGUAGUUGUAGCUGUAUGAACUUCUGCCCAUUAAGCCUUGUUAAAAACUGAGGUUCUUUGCCCACAGAAUGUGGCAGUUUUACUGCUUGCAAAGGCUUAGAAAACCUGCCGCCUGCUGGCUUAUUACUUGGCUGAAAUGUAUUUAAAUUAGAUUUGUAAAAGGUUUAUUGCUUAUAUUAGGGGUGGUGGGGAUGUUGUAAUACUUUUGCAGAUCCAGAUUUAUUUUCUGAGCCUUGGAGAAAUAUUCCACUUUCCAACAUGAGUAAGAAUGUCUCGAGAUUCUUUCCGGGGUUUGGAUUCCAACUGAUAAAUGAUACCCUUGCUGGUGCCAUUGCAAGACCAAUUUUUUCUUUAAAAAAAGGUUCGUUUCCACUCCUUAAAAGGCAACGGAACUUUUAAGAGCACUUACAGUAUGUGUGGGCAGAAAGCAGUGUCCGUUCUUGCCCAUUCUACAGGAGAGGGUUGAGAUCUGAUUCCUAGCCGCACAUUUGGGCGACAUCUUCACAGAGCUGUCCAAGGUCUCGUUCCUGCCCAGGCACUACCAGUUUAGACCCUUAUAAGCGUAUACAGUGGUACCUCGGGUUACAUACACUUCAGGUUACAGACUCCGCUAACCCAGAAAUAGUGCUUCAGGUUAAGAACUUUGCUUCAGGAUGAGAACAGAAAUCGCGCAGUAGCGGCGUGGCAGCAGCGGUAGGCCCCAUUAGCUAAAGUGGUGCUUCAGGUUAAGAACAGUUUCAGGUUAAGAACGGACCUCCGGAACGAAUUAAGUACUUAACCUGAGGUACCGCUGUGAAAUUAAGUUGUUUUUGUCCCGACAUGCAUCACUUUUCACUUGCUUGCAUCGAAUUGCAUUUGAUACUUUAUCUCCCAUUCUCACCAUUUGGAGACAUCCUUUCAGAGGUCUUCACAAUCGCUAAAAGAUACGUUUUUCUCUGUGGUUUUGACUAGGGCGUGCAUUUUUGCAAGCGGCUUCUAAUGUAAUGCAUUUCUUGUACAUUAUUUUCACAAAUGCAUUCAUUUUCAUACACAUUUCCCACUAAUAUGUGCAGUUCUGUAAGCCUUGGUUGGAGAACUGCACAUAAAAAAUCAGAUAGGUGUGAGUUUUGAAGUAUCUUGGGUGUCAUAUUGUUCAUAUUGGGGUUUUUAAAAAAUAAAUUUAUUUGGUUUUUCAGAUUAAAAUCUUACAGCCACAUAUGCAACAUACAACAUAGAAACAAGAUUCCAAAGAAUCUCUUAGACUUCCCUUCUCCCCUUUGUGGGUCCUAUUGUUAAUCAUUUCCUCCUGCAUCUUUUAUAAUAAUCCAAAUCUUUUACCUCUCCAUUGUGUCCAAAAUUCACCAUUAAACUGCAAGUGCUAUUACAAUCCUGCUAACAAUUUCAACUUAAAAACAAUGAUUUUUAAGAUGAAUUAUAAAUUUUCCCCAUUCCUUAUUGAAAAUUUGGUCUUCCUGAUUUCUGAUUCUUCUGGUCAUUUUAGCCCAGGCAUAGGUAAACUUGGCCCUCCAGAUGUUUUGAGACUACAAUUCCCAUCAUCCCCGACCACUGGUCCUGCUAGCUAGGGAUGAUUGGAGUUGUAGUCCCAAAACAUCUGGCGGGCCAAGUUUGCCUAUGCCUGUUUUAGCCAUUUCGGCAUAAUCCAUCAACUUGAUUUGCCGUUCUUCUCUGGCAAGGACUUUUAUCUUCUUUCCAUCUUCAUAUUGUGUUUCAGUGCUUAUGUUGUUUUGGAAAUUGCAAAUCUUAGAAAUUAGUUAGCCAAGGUGAUGGCGUGCAUCUUUCGGAUGCUGGAAAUGAUAUUUGGCUGAACAAUAUUAUGUCAGGGAUUAAGGAUUGGUUACAGGCUUGAGGGUAUUGGCGACGAGCUUGGGCUCGAUUGGCGGUUAGGCAUUGGUAGGGGUACUAUUGUGUUGUUAUGCAGAUGAAGGGGGGGAAGAAAGCGCCAUCACCUUCCCCCAAAUCAAAGGGUAGUCCGGUAAAGGGUGUGGCCUUGUCCUAAGCCUAUGGAGGUGUGGGCCCACGGCACACCCCCGCGCGGUGACCUCGGGGGAGAUCCCAGUUGACGACCAUCAGCGGGACACCCUCUACUGGUGGUUAACCCUUACCGGUCUUCAAGCAAGCAGGCUGAAGCCGGUUAGUUGUUAGGACCAAUGCCUAAGCCAAUACCGCUCAAUUCCUGUAAUCAAUAAAGUUGUGGCCUAAUUUGACCCAUUAACUCAAAUUCUUGUGUCUCGUGUCUUUAUUUCUGAGGGGGGUGGCGGGAACUCGCCACGCAAUUGCAAAUCUUAGAAAUUACCCUGCUUUAAAUGUGAACUGAACUGAAUGUCUCCCCCAUCCCUAGGUAUAAGUCGGGCGGUGAGGGAAGGACCAUAAUGCAUUGGUACUGCAUUGCAUGAAAAAGGUUCCAAGCCCAGUCUGUAGCAUCUCCAGGUCGGGGCAGGAAACAGCCCUGUCUGAAAACCAGGCAUUGUAGGCAACACUGAGCAAUGGCCUGACUCACUAUAAGGCAGCUUUUUAUAUCCUACGAAAAAUACACCACCAGCCUAGCAACAUAAUGUUGGCAGGUGCUUCUGCUCCAUCUUUGAUAUCCUGCCAGUACGUAUCACCCUAGACACUGACGUCAAACACAUCUUUUAAUCUGGGGGGGAGAAGGGUUAAUGCUUUCCUCCUGCACCAUUUACCCCCUGAGAAUCAUCCUUCUGAAGGGACAGUAAAAAGCAACUUCAGAGGUACAGUUUUCAGCCAGAAAAAAAGGCAGGGGGCAUUUAACUCCUCUGCAGACCCACCCCCUGAAUGGGAUGGGUUGAAGUCGGUGGAUAAUAAUAAUAAUAAUAAUAAUAAUAAUAAUAAUUUAUUUACACCCCACCCAUCUGGCUGGGUUUCCCCAGCCACUCUGGGCAGCUCCCAACAGAAUAUUAAAACAAGGUAAAACAUUAAAAACUUCCCUAAACAGGGCUGCCAUCUAAAAUGUCUUCUAAAAGUCAGAUAAUUGUUUAUUUCCUUGACAUCUGAUGAGAGGGCGUUCCACAGGGCGGGCGCCACUACCGAGAAGGCCCUCUGCCUGGUUCCCUGCAACCUCACUUCUUGCAGUGAGGGAACCGCCAGAAGGCCCUCGGAGCUGGACAUCAGUGUCCAGGCUGGACGGUGGGGGUAGAGACAUUCCUUCAGUUAUACUGAGCCGAGGCCGUUUAGUUCUUUCAGGACCGGUCUUAUAUGGUCUCGGCAGCCACUCCCAGUCACCAGUCUAACUGCCGCAUUCUGAAUUAGUUGUCGUUUCCAGGUCACCUUCAAAGGUAGUUCCACGUAGAGCGCAUUGCAGUAGUCCAAGCGGGAGAUAACCAGAGCAUGCACCACUCUGGCGAGACAGUUUGUGGGCAGGUAGGGUCUCAGCCUGCGUACCAGUUGGAGCUGGUAGACAGCUACCCUGUCACAGAAUUGACCUGUGCCUCCAUGGAUAGCUGUGAGUCCAAAAUGACUCCCAGGCUGCGCACCUGGUCCUUCAGGGGCACAGUUACUCCAUUCAGGAGUAGGGAGUCCUCCACACCUGCCCGCUCCGUCCCCCAAAAACAGUACUUCUGUCUUGUUCUAUCUUUAUUUCUAUAACCCAGUUGAAGAUUUUAGUUGUAAGAUUUGCAGAGCAGAAGGCAUAGGCUCUGAUGAUAUGGGAUAGUUGAAGGUUAUUGAAUGAGGGGCCCUUGGUCUUGGAGUUCCUUCAUUGGCCCUGACAGAGAACUGGGGUGGGGGGGAGAGAGAUACACAGGAGGGGAGGUUGAGCAAGGCAACAGGAGUGGGGGAAUAAAGAAUAACCCCAGCAGGGACAGGAGAGGGGCAGAAACAGCCUGCUCUUUUUUGAAUACCACUUUCUCAGUGGUGGAGAGACCAGGUGUCUCCUUUACUUAUGUCAUUUACACCCCACCUUUUCCUCCAAGGAGCUUAAGAGGGGGUCCAUGGAUUCCCUCCUCAUUUAAUCCUCACAACAGCCCUGUGAGGUAGGUUAGGCUGAGAGGCAGCAACUGGCCGCCACCUCCAUCCUCCAAUGCGCAAGUCAGUGGGUGCCUCUGAACAAUCCCUGUUCCUGGGGGGUGUUUCUCUUGCACUCCUGCCCUGCUGCUUGUGGGACCCCUGAGAACAGGCUGCAUGUCUGGCUCGGCCCCUUGGGCCUGAACCUGCUGCAGAGCUCUUGGGAGGCUGUGCUCCGACUGUGGACCCUUCCCUGAGUGGGGGCACCGGGGGCGAGGCAAGGGAUGUCUCCUUCUGGUCCUGGCCCACCCAGGAAGAAGCAGAGGCCAGUGCCAGCCACAGAAUGGGGGCUGGUCUGGAGGGGAAGCAGCCUUUCUGUGGAUCUUAAGAUGUUCUCUUUAAUAUAAUAAUAAUAAUAAUUUAUUAUUUAUACCCCGCCCAUCUGGCAGGGUUUCCCCAGCCACUCUGGGUGGCUUCCAACAAAACACUAAAAUACAAUAACCUAUUAAACAUUAAAAGCUUCCCUAAACAGGGCUGCCUUCAGAUGUCUUCUAAAAGUUUGGUAGUUAUUUUUCUCUUUGACAUCUGAUGGGAGGGCAUUCCACAGGGCGGGUGCCACUACCGAGAAGGCCCUCUGCCUGGUUCCCUGUAACUUGGCUUCUUGUAGUGAGGGAACCACCAGAAGGCCCUCAGCGCUGGACCUCUUUGGUUGGGGGAGGUGAGGGCCAGCUCCUCCUGCGAAAGGAGUUUCUCUUUAUACAUUCGCUGGUAAAAUAAUACAGUAAGAACGUGCAGCAAUCUCAGGUGGGAGGUCUCCAUCAUAAGCAGCUCUGUGCAAAGAGGGCAGAAGGGGAGGAACGUCAGGUAGCAGCCGAAUCCCAGCAGAGUCUGGAAAACACACAGCUAAAGCAGGUUCAGUGGUACCUCGCAAGACGAAUGCCGCGCAAGACGAAAGAGUUUUUCGUUUUUUGAGUUGCUUUGCAAGACGAAUUUCCCCAUGGGCUUGCUUCGCAAGACAAAAAACGAAAACGUCUUGCAAGUUUGUUUCCUUUUUCUUAAAACCGUUAAUACCCUAUGGGAAACCGUGCUUCGCAAGACGAAAAAUUCGCAAGACGAAAAAACUCGCAGAACGAAUUAAUUUCGUCUUGCGAGGCACCACUGUUGUUCUUUCUUGGGCUCUGUAGAUUAGAGCAUGAGAGACGGUGGCGGGGGUGCCUUUGUUGCACAGGGCCACUGAAAUUGGAGAGCCCAAAGUCCAUCACUGCUAUUCUGGGUCUUGUUGGGAGAGAAAUUCUCCCCUGGCCAUUUUCGAGAACUCAAAAGUUCCAGGCUACCCUUGGGAGGGAGAAGGACCCAAUGAAGAGAGCACCCAAGGGUGCAGGUAGGAUCCCUACAGAGGUGGGGUGUUUAUUUUAGGGUUGAGUGAAAAAUGAUCUCCUAGAAUUCCCCAUCCUAUGUGUGGGUGGUGAAAUUGGUGGUGGGGGAGCAUUCUCCUGAAUAUUUGGGAUGGGGUGGUAAUUCUGCUGCAAUUUGGAUGUUGACAAAAAAAGGAAACUCAGGAAACUCAUCAGAAAACUCCCUGGGAAAAUUGCUGGCUCACAUGACACCCAACAUGAUACUUGCAAUGGUCAAAUAACCAAGGUUCUUGGUCCAAGGAGCAUCUUUAAAAACUGGGCAUGUGGUGGGGACAUGAAUCUUCAGAAUGUCUCCACUCUUUCCCAUGACUUUACCUUCUGCGCAGCCAGCGGCACAUUGUGCCAUGGGGGUAGAAAACUGAAGAUGUCCAGAAAGUCAGUCAAUCCACCUGAACAGCUUUCAAGACAAGAACAGAAGAAGGGAUCUGAAUGGCUUCUAACUGCUCCAACUGACUGGGCUUUCAGCUUAGCCAGGGAUCCUUUCAAGGAACUCACCUGGUCUCCUAGGAAACAAAACAUUCCCCAGGAUUCCACAGCUGGUUGUGAGGUCAGAGCCUGGCCAACGACUGGAGCCAAUGGGCUCUGGGCUCCAGGAACGCUCUCUCUGCCAGGCCCAUGGCACCACUGGGCAACUUCAGGCAGCUGCCAAGCGUCUGACCCUCCUUCUUUCCCUCAGAGAAUCCCGGGCACUGAAGUUUACCUCUCACAGAGUUACAAUUCCCAGCAACUGAACAAGAACAAGAAUAAGAAUAGUUUACUUAUACCCUGCCCUAGACUGCUCUGCUUCCUUUCUUUUAGCAAAUGUUUUGUGCCACUGGGGAAGUGGUAAUUCUGUAUUGAUUUGUUUUGGAUGUUUGGAUGUGAUGCCAAUAAAAGGUUUGAUGAUGAUGAUGAUACCCCGCCCAUCUGGCUGGGUUUCUCCAGCCACUCUGGGCAGCUCCCAACACAAUAUUAAAACAGAAUAAAACAUCAAACAUCUAAAAGUCAGAUAGAUGUUUGUUUCCUCUGGUCAUAAGUUCCAUUUCCUCAUUAAUCUAAACUGAGAGGAAAAUCUGCAUGAAAAAUUGUAUUUAAAUAGAUAUACAAAUGCCAGGUUUUUUCCAUGUAUGUAUUUCACCUUUAAUGCAUCUUGGUAUGUUCCUUGAGCCAAGAACUGCAUCAGAAAAUCUGGGGAUGUAUGACAUCUGAAGGAUAAUUAAUUAGCUGGGAAAGUGCAGAUCAAGUUAGUUCACACCAGGAAUUCCAGGAAUUACCAUACAUUUCUAACUCCACACCAAGGUCCCGAUCUGGAUCAGAGCCCCCCUUUGCAUCUGAAAUAUACUUUUUCAAAGCCAACUGUGCAGUUGGUCACAGGCAUCUCAUGCAGUUUGGCCCUGUGAUUGUAUAACAGAUGGAGGAUGGAGGAGAAUUCGGCUCAACACUUUUCAAAACAAUGUGCAAAUCAAACCGCAGCCAUCCUUUGAAAUUAGCCCUUCUUUGAAUUUUGUGAUGCGGUUCCAAAUAGACGUCUACAAAAAUCCACACAGCAGGGGAAAGUGUGCAGGAAAAAGCAUUUAUCAGUGAAGUUAACGUGCAAAUAAUGCCUUUCAUUAAGGAAAUCUGUUUGCCAAAAUGCGUUAGAGAGAAUUGCAUACAAAAAUGUGCAUAUAAGGGGGAAAUUAAGCUAAAAUGCUGACCGAUUUUCAUGAGGUUUUUUUGUUUGUUUUUUGCAAACUGAUGCAGAAAUGUGGAGAACUGGACAUAAGACAGGAAAAAUCAGAACUUGAGAGAAACCAAAAUGGGCAAAUCUGUGUAUCUCCAGACAGGCCCAAGAGCACCAAUUAAGCUACAUGACAGUCAUUUGAAUCCUCUUUUAUCCCCCACAGGUCACUGCCCAACUUUCUAGCGACAGCACCCUGCUCCCAGUUUGCACAAAGGCUUGUGGGUGGUGUGUUUAGUCUACUGCAAGCCAUUGCCCGGGCCUUUCUCCCCAGUGCACCGAGAAAGGUUUCAUCAACAUUAUUUACUCUAGUUAAAAUUAUUGCACUCUGUUCUUUUGAGGGACAUAUUUCUUCCGGACGUUUGUUUACUCUCCAAAUCAACAUCGAGUUACAGCAAUGUUAAAAGCAUUUAAAUAUUUUCACAAAGAGCAGGAUUCAGCUAUUAAAACAGGUUAUUUUCAGCCAAGGGUGGGUUGUUUUAGUCAACUAACAGACUAGGCGGCGAUCGCCAAUUGUCGCCAUGACAAUAAUUGUAUAUUUCCAGCCAAAGAGGAGAGCAUAAAACAUCUCUGUUUAUCUUAUGUGUUCUCUGUAAAUACCCAAUGACGGGUAAAGGCCAAGAAUGAGCUGGGUGUACCCUUUGUUGCCUCAACAUUUGGGCAGUUCCAGGCUGUUGCAAUUUUCAGGUGGGAUUCAACCACAGAACAGCAAAAUCAGGUUGGACUGUUAGGGUUGAUUUAGCAGUCUUGUGCAACGAAACCAUUUCCCUCCGAGAUCAGACUUUUUGCAACAAGGAAUGUGAUGGGGAAAUGCUCUGGAAGUUGUGAGAUAAUAUUUUUUCGGCUAACCUCCCUGCAACCAAACCAGGGUGAAUAUUCAAUAAACGGAUCAGGCAGAAGUGGUCGGAAUCCGCCACACGUACACCUUUUGCAUUUUUCCAUUUAAUGCAAAGGAAAGCAUAGUCAAAACGCCAAGUAUCUGGAAUGCAAAGAAAUGAUCCCUUAUUAAUAAAAAACAGCCAUGUUCACUUCUCAUAAACUCAUCCAGCAGCCAAGACACUGAGGUCCAGCUCCAAGGAUGAGAAGUAAGGAUACAGGGAACCAGGCAGAGGGCCUUCGCAGUAGUGACACCCACCUUGUGGAAAGCCCUCCCAUCAGUUGUCAGAUAAUAAUAAUAAUAAUAAUAAUAAUAAUAAUAAUAAUAAUAGUAAUAAUAAUAAUUUUAUUAUUUAUACCCCACCCAUCUGUCUAGGUUUCCCCAGCCACUCUGGGCGGCUCCCAACAGAAAAUUAAAAACAUGAUAAAACAUCAAACUUUAAAAACUUCCCUAAACAGGUCUGCCAGAAUGGAGGUGCGGGGACAGAACCAGUCAUAUAAACCUGUUGACUAUUACACAUGUACCAUCUUGCUUGUCUUUUCAGCCUCUGCUGAAGACUUUCCUCUUUCAGCAAGCCUUCUGAGAUCUUUCUCAGUUGGCAUCACUAUUGUUGUUACUAGAAUAGAAGAUGUUUUAAUUUUUUUAUCACUCCAAUGAGAGGAUGAGCAGGAUAUACAUAAAUAAGCACAUGCAGGCAGUUUAGCACAAUCAGUAAUAUCCAAAGCAACACGAUGACCAAGUACAACAAUACGAUGUCAGUGUAAACUCUUUAUAUAAUCUAUACAGAGCAUUGAACAGUAUGAAAUAUAUGAAAUGUACUCCCUGCAAAACCAAAUAAACAAAAAUCUUUAAAUCUCUGAAAGUCACAAAAUACGCACUCUUGAUGGAUUCUCUUGAAAACAUAGAACCAAAUGAAAGUCUUAUAAGUCUCUGAAAGUCUUUGUAGACUAUUCAAGUCUCUGAAAGAAGCAAUGGGUCAGAUUCUUAUCUGGUGAAAACAAGCCGUUAAGUUUUUAAUGUCUGAUAUUUCAUUAUGUUUCUGUAUAUUAUGCUGGAAGCCACCCAGAGUGGCAUGGGCAGCCCAGUCAGAUGGGUGAGGUAUAAGUAAUAACAUAUGAUUAUGAUUAUGAUUUCCAUUUAUGAAUUUAGCUUCUCUGCAAAGCCCCAAGUGUUGGACGUUUUGUGGUUAUUGAAUGAGUGGACAAGGAGGUGAUCCAGGGCUUAUCUUGCAUUCUCCUCUGUGCUAUAAGCAAUUUACAUCUGCCAAUAACUUAUGCCUAGCAUCCAAAAAUAAUUCUAGAAACCAUCUAGCCUAACAGAUGUUCCAAAUGCACAUAGCUCACAGUACAAGGGUUCAAGUCUUAUUUUCAGAUCUAGGAAUAGAAACCCAGGACUUUCUUUGUGCAUCGCAUUUUUCUGCAUACGUGCAGGACCUGCAUUUAUUAAAAGCAUAUUUGCAUGCAGAUAAUAUAGUCGAGCCCCACUCGCCCCUCCCCAGAUCGGCAACAAUUUGGUACGUUCCCUUCUCGCCAUCUGGAAGCAAAAUAUUUUGAGAAUCUUGCAGAUGCUCACGGAGUUUGCGUUUACAAUCCGAGGUGGGGGAGAGGAAGAAGACAUUUUAAGAAGAUUCCAUUUCAAGAUGAGAAUUUUAAGAAGACUGCAUAUUAUUUCUGGCCUUUCUAUAAUUAUACAGGGACGGUAGCGCCUGUGUCCAUGAUAACUCUGAGCGUAUCUGGCAGGCAUUUUCUGAGCUUUUGGGCUUCAUCGCAGCUGGUGGAAGUCCAGGACAAAAUGUACACAGAUGGGAAGGACAGGAGUAUAGAAAAAUAUGCCUGUAGCUCUGGGACGAGGAGUCUGUGGUCCUCCAGGUGGUGUUAGACUUCAGAUUCUAUUACCGUUGGCCUUGUCAAUUUGGGCUGAUGAGAGUCCAACAACAUUGGCCAUCUUCAAAUAUCUGAAGGGCCAUCACAUGGAAGAGGAGACAAGCUUGUUUUCUGCUGUUCCAGAGGGUACAACCCAAAACAAUGGAUUCAAAUUACAGUAUAAGAAAGGGGAUUUCAACUAAACAUUAGGAAGAACUUUCUGAUGGUAAGAGCUUUUCAACAGUAGAAUGGCCUGCUUCAGAAUGUGGUGGACUCUCCUUCAUUUGAGGUUUUUAAACAGGUUGGGUGAUCAGGGAUUUUUUUUUUAGCAUUUCAGGUGCUUGGACUAGAUGGCCCUUGGAUUCCCUUCCAACACUACAGUUCUUUGAUUGUAUCAGCAUUCCUUGUUUUUAUAUCCCACACAUCCUCCAGUCAGGAGCACAGGACAAAUGACAACACAAAUUCAAUAAAGCAAUCGCACAAUAAUAAAAGCAUCAUCAGGACCAUAAAAAUCAGACCACAACACAGGAAAUGACACGUAUCUGUGGAACUGUACCCAAAGCAAUUUCCCUUUAUUAUCCAAAUGCCUGGAGAAAUAAAAAAAUUCAACUUUUGUUUAAAAUGUCUGCUGUUGAGAACAGAUCAAAUACUCCCCAGCAGGGAGUUACAUCAAGGAGGUAUCUAUACCAAGAAUGCCCUGUCUUAUGGACUACCACGCCCAUAAGUGUCUCCACCCCCAUUGUUCUGCCCGGACAUUGAGGUCCAGCUCCGAGGGGCUUCUGGCGGUUCCCUCAGUGCGAGAAGCCAAGUUACAGGGAACCAGGCAGAGGGCCUUCUCGGUAGUGGCGCCCGCCCUGUGGAAUGCCCUCCCACCAGAUGUCAAAGAGAAAAACAACUACCAGACUUUUAGAAGACAUCUGAAGGCAGCCCUGUUUAGGGAAGCUUUUAAUGUUUGAUGCAUUACUGUAUUUUAAUAUUUUGUUGGAAGCCACCCAGAGUGGCUGGGGAAGCCCAGCCAGAUGGGUGGGGUGUUAAUAAUAAUAAAGUAGUAGUAGUAGUAGUAGUAGUAGUAGUAUUUUAGUAUUAUUAUUAUUAUGGACUGGACUCUCCUAGAAAUAACUCUCCUGAUGACCACAAUGGAUGUUGAAUAGAAUGGAAACUUGUAGCUCUUGGGUUGUAGCCAAUGCUAGUCCUACUCAGAGUAGACCUAUUGGAAUUAGUGGGCAUUGUUGUUUGUUUGUUUGUUUGUUUGUUUGUUUGUUUAUUAUUUGUACCCCACCCAUCUGGCUGGGUUUCCUCAGCUACUCUGGGCGGCUUCCAACAAAGAUUAAAAAUACAUCAAAAUGUCACACAUUAAAAACUUCCCUAAACAGGGCUGCCUUCAGAUGUUUUCUAAAUGUCAGAUAGUUGUUCAUUUCCUUGACAUCUGAUGGGAGGGCGUUCCACAGGGCGGGCACCACUACCGAGAAGGCCCUCUGCCUGGUUCCCUGUAACCUCGCUUCUCACAGUGAGGGAACCGCCAGAAGCCCCUCGGAGCUGGACCUCAGUGUCUGGACUUAACAAUGGGGGUGGAGACACGCCUUCGGGUAUACUGAGCCGAGGCCGUUUAGGGCUUUCAAGGUCAGCACCAACACUUUGAAUUGUGAAACUUACUGGGAGUCAAUGUAGGUCUUUCAAGACCGGUGUUAUAUGGUCUCGGUGGCCACUCCCAGUCACCAGUCUAGCUGCCACAUUCUGGAUUAAUUGUAGUUUCCAGGUCACCUUCAAAGGUAGCUCCACAAAGAGCACAUUGCUUGACUAACUUAGGCCCAUUAAUUUCAGUUAAGUUUACUCUGAGUGCGAUUUUUUGUUGUUUAGUCAUCUUAGUUGUGUUCGACUCUCUGUGACCCCAUGAACCAGAGCAUGCCUUGGAGACUCUCACUUUCUUCUCAAAGCUUCUCCUUUUUUUAUGUCCAUGGAGUUUUCUUGGCAAAAUACUGGAGUGGUUUUCCAGUUCCUUCUCCAGGUGGAUCACAUUUAAUCUAAACUCUCGGCCGUGACCUGUCCCUCUUGGGUGGUCCUGCACGGCAUAGCUCAUCGCUUCCUGGAGCUAUUCAGGCCCUUUCGCCACGGCAAGGCAGUGAUCUAUGAAGGGGCUGAGUGCGAUUAGCAUUGGAUAAAAACCAUUAGCCAUAGGCCUACCUUGACCCAACUACCCACUGAGUGGUUUAGUACAUCCAUUGCUGCUCUCUUAAGACAUUUUUUUAUUAACAGACCUGUCCCUUCUCCCAAACAAAACCAAAUUGCCAUUACUCGUGCAGUGCUGAGAAGGUGACAAAAAGUUGUAAGGUUAGGAUUGUCUGAUUGAAACUAUUUUGCAUUCAUGGUUGGAGCACACCAUUUAUUAAUGACAGCAAUUGUUUCUUAAAAACAGAAAAGAAUUCCCCUCAUUGUUUUAAGAUUGUCAAAGAUGUGCUGAAGAUGAAUCAUUUCAACCAUAGCUGUGUCUGCAUCCCACUCCACCCUCAACCCCCUAGUCAAAAAAAAGAUACUGGGCUAUUUUAGAAUUAACAGGCAGUAAACGCAAAAUUGGCCUCUCCAUUUGAAUUCUCCAGGCAGAACUUUGCAGCUGCGUUGGAGAAGCAAAGCACAGACAGUGUCUGAAGCUUAUCAGCUUUCUUAAAGAAGUUGCAAGGGCACUUCCAUGCAUACUAUUCUCAAGAGGGAUUUGCAAGGCAAGGGGGUGAGCUCUCCAUCCCUAAGGGUAGGGGUCAGCAAGCUUUUUCAGCAGGGGGCCGGUCCACUGUCCCUCAGGCCUUGUGGGGGGCCGGACUAUACCUGAAGGAGCGUCUCCACCCCCAUCGUUCAGCCCGGACACUGAGAUCCAGCGCCGAGGGCCUUCUGGCGGUUCCCUCAUUGCGAGAAGUGAGGUUACAGGGAACCAGACAGAGGGCCUUCUUGGUAGUGGCGCCCGCCCUGUGGAACGCCCUCCCUUCAGAUGUGAAGGAAAUAAGCAGCUAUCCUAUCUUUAAAAGACAUCUGAAGGCAGCCCUGUUCAGGGAAGUUUUUAAUAUUUAACGCUGUACUGUUUUUAACACUGGAUUGGGAGCCGCCCAGAGUGGCUGGGGAAACUCGGUCAGAUGGGCGGGGUAUAAAUAAUAAAUUAUUAUUAUUAUUAUAUUGAGGGGGGAAAUGAUUCAUGAGCACCACGAGCCCCAGUGGCUGCUUACCUGUGUUUUGCGAGCAGCAGGGGCUGGCAGCGGCAGCGGAGGGACGAUGAGUGGCGAGCGAAAGGGCUCCGGAGAGGGGCUGCUUAAAAUGGCGGCCGCUCAAGCGCUGCUGCUGCUGGCACCAACAAAGCCCAACCCCCUUCCUCCUCUAGGCAGCGCAGGGAGAAGCCAGGAGGAGGGAGGGAGGAGGAGGAGGCGCUGCCAUGGAAGGGAGAGGGAGGGAGAGGGAAGGAAUGUGUGUGCACUGGCGAUCCAUUCAGCGAUUCCCUGACCGCCCGUGAGCCGGAUCCAGAAGGCAAUUGGGCCUGAUCCGGCCCAUGGACCUUAGUUUGCCUACCCAUGCCUAAGGGGCAUUGUUGCAGGGACUGCACAGCCGUUGGACUGGGAGGCUCGAAUUGCGUCCUGCAUUGCAGGUCCCACAUUCCCAGCUGUUUUUAACACCUGAUUUGAUCAGUGCUCUAUUAAUAAUGGUUUUGUGGGAAUUCAGGAACUCACUCAUGACUUUGAAACAUUUUAGGUGCUUCUGAUAGAAGCAGCGCCGUAUUGUGACUUCUUGGAUAGCCUCACAAACACACUCCACCAUGCUGCUCCCCAGACCCAACUCCUCCUAACAGACCCAACGCAGCUACCUGCCACUCAACAGUGACCAAAACAAACUUCUCCUCUCAGCAAGCAGGGUCAGCAUGCUGUCUAUGACAGGCUUUUGGCCCGUUCUGCUGCUUCUGAGCCAAUUCUCACCGCCUACUGCAGCUUUUUUUAUUUUUACUUCUCCAGAGGCUUUCGCUGCUCUUUGAAUAGGAGGGAGAGCAUAUGGCUUGAAGAGCCAACGUAUUUCCUCCCCCCUUUAUCCUUCUGCAACACUAGCAUAGUACAAACUAGGGGUGGAUGGAUGGAUCUGUGAAUUUCAGUUAUCUCUCAAUUUCUCGCUUUUCCAGUCUUUUAAGUUCAGUUUUGCACAUUUCCAGAUCAGGUUUUUUUUUUAGUUCUCAUGGGAAAACGUUAAUAUGAAUUUCUCAUAGAAUUGUAGAGUUGGAAGGGACCCCACAGCUCAUCGAGUCAAACCCUCCACAUUGAGGGGUAUAUCUCCCCAAAGGCACAUUUUCCCCUUUUGCACACUUUUUGCCAAGCAGUUCCCCCUAAUAAGAGUUACAGUUUUGUACGUUACAUUCACUUGUCUUAUCUGUUCCUGGCAACCUGCCAUGGGGCUUGGAUCUUGUGCCACCUGACAAAAUCUGUUCUAAUAAUAAUUAUAAAUUACAGAACAAUGUGGAUAUAAAUAUAGAUAUAGAAAUAGAUAUAGAAAUAGAUACAGAUAUAGAUAGAUAGACAGACAGAUAGAUUGAUAGAUAGAUAGAUGAUAGAUAGAUGAUAGAUAGAUAGAUAGAUAGAGAUAGAUAGAUGAUAGAUAGAUGAUAGAUCGAUAGAUAGAUAUAGAUACAGAUAGAUGAUUUAGUAAAUGGCACUUUGAACUGUGAAAUGUUCACUGCAAAUUAUUCAAAGAUAACUUCCCCCCUUUCUUUCUCUCCUUUCUUCUCUCCCCCCUUUCCAUCUCUCCCUAUCCCUCCCUCCCCCCCACUCACCCACCCUGCCCACUACCCUUAGGUCCCGAAAACUUCAGUUCAAAGAGCCUUGCGCUACAAGCCCAGAAAAAGAUCUUGAGUAAAAUGGCCACCAAGACCAUGGCUAACAUGCUGAUUGAUGACACCAGCAGCGAAAUCUUUGACGAGUUAUACAAAGUGACCACGGAGCACAUGAAGAACAAGAAGGAAGCCCACAAAAUCAUGAGGGACUUGAUCAAAGUGGCCAUCAAAAUCGGGAUCCUCUACCGAAACAAUCAGUUCAAUUCCGAAGAGCUGGAGAUUGUCGAGAAGUUCCGCAAAAAGCUGAACCAAGCGGCCAUGACGAUUGUUAGCUUUUACGAGGUGGAGUACACUUUCGAUAAAAAUGUCCUCUCGGAACUCCUGAACGAGUGCAAAGACCUUGUUCACGAACUCGUGGAACGGCACCUGACCGCCAGGUCUCAUGCGCGAAUCAAUCACGUCUUCGACCAUUUCGCAAAUGUGGAGUUCCUCACUGCUCUCUAUAGCCUUGAUGGGGAAUGCCGACCACACCUCAAAAAGAUCUGUGAUGGAAUCAACAAACUGCUAGAUGAGAAAAUCCUUUGAAACUUUGCCCUUUUUAAAAAAACAAAAACAAAACAGCAACUACACAAGUUUCACUUAAGAAAUGUAACCAGAGAGUUGGGACCAACUGUUAGCUUCCUGUGCAUAAUCCCAAAAGACAAUGGCCUGGUUUGCACACUAAACCAUGGUUUGUUAAACUACAGUUUCUUUAACCACGGCUUAGUGUUAUGCAUGAGCCCAGCAGCUUAACUAUGGUUUAUUAACUAUGGUUAAAAGUUGCUUGUUAAUCAAGGUCUGUAGUUGGUUUAUAAAACAUGGUUACUGUAAACCAUAGCUUAGUGUUACAUGUGGACCCAGCCGAACACCUCCUCCUUAAUGCUGCAUAUGGAGUCAUCACCGCUCAAAAGGUACACAACUGUAACUACUGGUAAAUAGCAGCUCUUCUGGGCUUGUGUCUCUUUGAUAGAGAGAUGUAAUAAACUAAGGCUUAAGUGACCAUCUGCCAGAUGUUUCCACUUUAAUGAUGGUUUUAUUAAUGACGGUUAGUGUUAACCAUGGUUUAACAUUUAACAUUAACCAUGGUUUAGUAUUAUGUGUGAACCAGGCCAUUCCAGAGCAUUUGUAAUGGAAAGCAAAGCAAGCCACACUUCAAACCACAAAUAAACUGAGCAUUUUAUGAUGCAAGGCCAUUUGUGAUGGGGAGGGAAAUGAUUACAUACCAUGAUCUCAUUAUUGCUGUGUUGUGGUUGCAGUUUGAUGUGCCAAAAAUGAAACCUGAAGUUCCAUGCCAUCGAGCAAACAUGCCCACGUUUAUAUUGUAGAAGAAUGAAACCCAUAAGGUGAAAUGGAAAGAAUGGGCUCUGAAUAUCAUUAUUUUUAAAACUGAAAAUCUCUUUUUAGCACAUGAUCCAAACAGAGAAUAAUUCCAUAUGCCAGGAAUUGGGGGCAAAGCACAACAAAAGCAGGAGUAUUGCUUCUCUUAAAGGUGUCAGCAUUUUAUACCAAGAAAGGAAUGAAAAAGUUGUGCCAAUCUCUUAAAGACUCUUAAAUGGGGUGCCGCAGAAAGAUUGUGCAAAUUCUGCAUUGUCGAAGCUAUUAUUCAUAAGGGUGUGCAUUGCCGGGGGGUGAAGAACAUAGUGAACUGGGGUGAUUUUGGGGCUCGUCCCUUCACUCCCGAAUUUAAGCGUGAUGUCAGUAACCUCCCCACAGUUGAAUCAGAAUUCCCACAAAGCCUGGUGUCUCUCUGUUGUUUCUGUACCAUAUACAGCUCUGUGUUUUCCUAUAUAUCUAUGUUUCUCUAGGUCCUUGGGCUUUGCAAGGAAUGAGGCUGUCCAAAAUGUUGCCCGAAGAGCUUGUGAUUGUUGCUUGUCAAAGCAUAGAAAUGGACACUCAGUUUCAAAAGCUUCAUUUGAAAAAAACAAAACCCCUACAAUCCUCUGCCUUAAACUGGCAACCGAUAUCGUUGAAGGCCUACACCCACUAGGAAUCGACGGAUCCGUCUAUUUCUGAUCAUAGCUGUCAAGCGUCCCUUAUUUGGCGGGACAGUCCCUUAUCCCAGCGCUGUGUCCCGCUGCUGUCCAGGAUUGAUGAUGUCCCUUAAAUUUCCCGGGUUUCAAAGGAAGCAGCUCCUCUCCCUCCCUCCCUGCCGGCCAGGGAGGAGGGAGGCUCCAACUGUGUUGCUUGGCUGCGUUGCUCACCCAAUAAGGAGUCUAAGAAUGACUGGGGGGUGGAGCUUGCAUGCCUUGUGCUGAUCAAAUCGGCUGCGUUGCCUGGGGACUCGCCUUUUCUCAGCGCUUCCCAGCGGAGAGGUGACGGUGGUUUCCCUUGCUGCAUCCCCUUUGCCGGGUUGCUGCGCUGUGGGAACCACCACUCGAGGCUUCGUUUGGCUGCUGGCUGGGCUUUCGACCUUUGGCUCAGAGGGGCUCAGAAGUUGAACAUACCUGUGCCCGGAAAAUCCCUUAUUUUGGCUGCUGAUCCUUUAUUUUUGAGGCUGCUGGUCCCUUAUUUUCAAAUCUGUAAGUUGACAGCUAUGUUUCUGAUCCUUAGUCGGUUUGCACGGUUUGGCUUAUCUGUUCCAUCCCAUUUCCAUAUUAAUCUGCAAAAAGUAUAAGCGCCCUGGUGGAUCAGACCCAAGGCCCAUUGGUCCAGCAUCCUGUUCUCACAGCAGCCAACCAAACGCUUAUGGGAAGAAAGCCCACUAGCAACAGCACCCUCCCCACUGGCCCCCACAAACUGCCAUUCAGAGCAGUGCCUCUCACCGUGGUGAGUGAACGUGGCCAGUAGCCCCAAUCCUCUCUGCAAGCGGUCUGAACUGGUGACCUUCGCUACAUCUUAUGGAAACAAAUUUCGUAAUUUUAAUUAUGUAGUCUCUUUCAUCAGUCCCAAAUCUUCCAAAAAUUGUUGGAUGGCCCCAAGUUCUGUUAUCUACUUUCUAUAUGCAUAAUCUUCUAUACCACUAUCUGGCCUUCCCUUUUACUCAUCAUCUUCUGCCCUGUAUUUGUUGUAUGAAGCAGUGUUUCUGCUCUGCUGCAAUUUGCCACCCACCAAAAAUGACAUCAUCCAGCUCACACGCUGCUUUGGCAAAAUUGCAUAAGUUACGUAAUUACGUAAGUUAUGUUGUCCUUACAUUAUUCCACCCCAUUCGUUGCAGUGCAAAGCAGGGAAGGGCACAAUCAGUUAUGCAUGGUUCACAAACUGAAAGCGAAAACAGCAGCAAAGGUCAAUGGCAUUCACUAGAUUAUUUCCAAUUUUGGAUAGGGAGCAAAAAGCGAGAUUUUGCAAUUUCUGCUCCCAUUUUUGCUUUCGUCAGAAUUCUCUGACAUCCCCACACAGAUAUAAGUUUCACUGGGUUCAGCUGGGCUUACUCCCAGGUAAGCGGGUGUACAAUGGCUGCUUAAGAAACUACAAAGGCGUAUUGCCGCAUAGCAGCAAAUACAUAACAAUUGUUUUCUAAGAUUAAACACAGGAUCUAUUCUGGCAACCAGAAGAGUAAAAUCCACAAUGACGUACCCUCCUGCUGGCUUUGAUGAGAUUGUCCACGAGUCACUUGUCUCUGGUAGCUUCAUUGGGAGUUUCCAUUUUGCAUCCGUGUCCAUUCACUGGAUAAUGUAAUUUGGGGAAGAAGAUCAGCUCUUUGUCAAAUCAGAGAAAUACAAAGAGGAAUUGGCUUGUUUUGCACGUAACACUAAACCAUGGUUUAACAUUAGGGGAAUGAGCAGGUGUGAGCCUCAGGCUCCCACUUCUGUACACCUGCAAAGAGAUUUAAAACCUGUGGUUUCUGCUAUUCACUUAUCAUAGUUAACAUUACAUCUAAACAGGGCAAAUUCUGGUUAGUUAAGAGUAUGGUUAUUUUUAUUUUAUUAAUUUUCAAUAGAUUUUUAUUAAACCAGGACAGAAAUCCAAGGUAAUCACACAUCAAACUAAUUUUUAUUAAUUUUCAAUAGAUUUUUAUUAAACCAGGACAGAAAUCCAAGGUAAUCACACAUCAAACUAAUUUUUAUUAAUUUUCAAUAGAUUUUUAUUAAACCAGGACAGAAAUUAUACAUCCAAGGUAAUCACACAUCAAACGAAUUUUUAAAAGGAAAGACGGGUUAAAAUGUCACUUUGAAAACUGUUGUUUCACAGGUGUGUCAAAAUAAAUUUGGCUCAGUGACCCACUGCAAAACUGUCCUUAAAAACUAGAGAGUACCAGUUGGCCUGUUGUCAACAUACCAAAGCAUAAUAUGCAGGACCAUAAUUCAUUUUAAGAAACCAUAGUUUAAACUAAGCAGAGUCCUCCCUUUUUGAAGGCAACAGGAAACUGCGCUUAGCGAAAAAUAGAAGUGGAUGCUGCUUCAUGUGGCUACGCUGGAGGAGGAAGAGGGGUGUGCAAGGCUUAGGCAUGUUCGUGUUAACACAACUAUGGUUUGGUAUUGUGUGCAAAAUGGGUCCUUUUCAGUUACUCAAUCUGGCCAAUUCUAUACACUGUGAUCAGCAACCUGCGGCCCUCCAAAUGGUGAUGGACUCCCGUUAUCCCUGACCUUUGGUCAUGAUGGCUGGGGCUGAUGGAAAUGGGCUCCACCAAUAGCUAGAGAGCUAUAGACACCAUUACUUCCAAUAAGCCAAUUUCCCCAGCAGUGAUGCAGGGAGGCUGCUCCAGGGAGGAAGCACAAAAAGGAGAGAUGUUUAUAUUUUGCACACAUUGAGCUUCAAAUCUGGUUAUUUUUUUAAGGAAACAGCCAAAUGUCUUGUUAUUUAUAUGUAUAAAAGACUUGAGUAGCCUUUAAAAGGGAGGCAAAAAUAUUAUGCGUGUCUCAUGCUGGCAUAUGCUAUAUAUUCAUCGUUUACUUUUAUAUUGGUGGGUUAACAUGCAAAACAAUCAUUUCAGUAGUGUUUGAGUCAGACUCAAAAAGUGUGCCAUGUGUUUAUCAGAAAUUAUGCAUUAAAUGAUUUGUGAUUAAA